Molecule: messenger RNA, 46759 nt
Organism: Lymnaea stagnalis (great pond snail)
Lineage: Eukaryota; Metazoa; Mollusca; Gastropoda; Lymnaeidae
Source: the annotation of a GenBank genome assembly
AUCAAUUGCUGUGCUUCGAACUCGCGUCUGUUCCCGCAAUCUUCUGCAACAAAGUAGGAUAUUUACCCUAGAGAAACUAUUGUAAACACAUUUGGGUGGCUGCAGAAAACUGUGGAUAUUUUGUGAACAACAUUUGCGAUCCUUUCCUCUAGGUAAAUUGUUUUUUAUAAAUUAUUAUGAUUAAACUGUUGCAUUUGUUGAUUUACAACCUGAUGCCGUUGGGUGAUGGGAUAAAUGUCCUUCAAAAUGGCGGUGUGUGCUGGAUUAUUCAUUUUUAUUUCUCAAUGAAUACAUUAUUUCCAAGUUGAAUUAUACCAUUUGUCAAAUUAAGCUUUAUAAUUUUUUGUAUUAACUUCCAUAACAAAAAGCUUAAUCAUUAUGGCAUUGUUAGAAAUCGUAGUUUAGCCAACACACCUCGCCGGUAUCCCACAGAUAUAAUUUGAAGUGAGGUAAGCGUCCAUAGAUUCUUACAGUACCGCUUCCGUAUUCGAAGUUGCAGCUCACAAACUCGGAUUACACACACUUGCCUAGUCGGAUAAUAUUUUGGAGCCGUUUCUUUCGUUGUAAAGUCAGUAGACGUAGUUCAUUUUUGCUUGAUAUCUUAGUAUUUUAUGGCUAUGAUUAUGAAUAAUUCGCAGGCAGUCAUAAUAAUAUAUUAUUAAUAAUUUAAAUAAUAGUUUUGAUUUAGUUUAGCGGCUGAGCUUAGUAUUUGUAGUUUAGCAGAAGUAUGUUAGUAUGUUAAUAAGCCUACAAAAUGAACAUCAGCUAGGUUAGUUAGAGUUAGAAGGAGCUGGUUGGUUACAAACUGUGUAGUACAUAGUGGGUAACUUACAAUAUAGUGGGCCCUAUCAGUAGUGAGUAGUGUUGUUGAUUAGUGGUGUGUUACUAUGUGGGUUGGCUUUGUAAAAUAUAUCAAAACAUACACAUUAGUCAUCAGACUUAGAGAUAAGUUGACUGGUAUGAGUAUGAGAGUUUUAUCAGGUCAGAUCAGCCUAAACUUAGAUUAACUUACUUAAAGACUUAAGUUAAACUCUGAAUUUAAGAUUUGUUUUAGGUCUAUUUUAAUAUUUGAACUUGUAUGCCCAGUGUUAAGAGUUUACAAAGUUCAUAUUUAUUAUAAUUAAUACAGACAUUAGCUUUUUACUUGUAAUUAGUAUGAAGUGGCUAAUUUAGUUAUCAUUGUAUCUGCAUAUAAUCAAUCAUGUUAAUAUUAUUAUUGAAGAUUGAUUGAAGGCUGAGGACUUUCAAUAAUUUAUUUAUCUCUGUCUGUUUACACAUGAUUUUCACACAUUAGAUCAGGUUGCAGUAGUCAAUAAACUUGUAGCAAUAAAUGCAUAGCUCUUAAAUGUACAAGGAACAAGUGGAUGGCCCAUUUCCUCAAGUGUCAAGUGUGUUGAAAUUUGUUUAAUUCAUUUAAUCUAGUUUUAUGAGUAUGCCUCAUCCUGUCUUCUGUGGUGACAGUAUAUCUUCAACACUUUAUCUUUAACAAUAUGAUCACUGCACCUUUGUUAAAAGAUAUUAAAUUGGCUACAGGAAAAAAUAUUCAGCCCAAAAGGAACAUAUUAACAAUAAUUAUAUUAUUGCAUUUUUAAAAAAAAACAAAGAUCUAUGCAGAAAUAGAAGACAGACAUCAUCAUUUCUUUAAAAUCCAAAGCAAAGAAAGCUUAAUUUUUAAAAAAUAUUUUUUAUUUAAUGCUAAUUUGCAAAAGUAAUAACCUGUAACAUCAAUACCUUAAAUGUGUACAGGCUAAAUUUAAAAUUAUAGUUUGAUUUAAGAAAUAAUUGUUCUAAAUUGUCAGCAGAUUGAAAGAUGUUACUUUCUUUUAGCAUUAGUAAUUCAGACCAACUGGAAUAAUCAUGUUAGGGGGACAGGGUGACUUAAUUUUUUUUAAAAAUUUCAAGUGAUGUCAAUUAAUAUGAAGCUAUCAUUUUACUGUCAGAUAUAUAUAUAUAUAUAUAUAUAAGUUCUAGACUAACUCUAAUAAUUGAAAUAUUUUCUUUAUCUAAUAAUAUUGACAAUUUGGAAUAAAUCAGCUUUUGAUGCAGGCAAAAAAAUCAUUGAAGAGACAUUUUUUCUUAAAAUUGAGCUUAUGACAGACCGCUUUGAGCAUGCUAAAAUAGCAUGGACACAAGCGCUUUAAAAGUAAUCUAUCAUCAUCUUAUAGGUGAACAAAUUAAUUAGGUUAUAUUUAUACAUAAAUGAUCUGAACUAUGUAUAUGGAAAUUUUAAUUGGUUGUAAAUAAUAAGUGACCAGCAGAAUUGUAUUUUUAAAUUGCUAUUAAACAUGUACAUCUUAAGUAAGGAAUAAACCUGUUCUCAGGGAUCGUGGUGGAGUGAGUGAGGGUGUAAGACAAAUCUCACCAUGACAGAGAUAGAAUCACUAGUGAACAAUGUGAGGUGGGACCCUGGAGUAGUAGACGAUGAUUUUGAUGCAGGCAAUAAUUCUUCAAAACUCUUUGAGCGUUCCAGGAUUAAGGCCCUUGCUGGUAAGUCUUUUAUUUAUAGCAACGUAAUCUUUGAUUGAAUACAUUUUGACACCCUUGUUACAUCUGCAUAUGUGCCAAACAUUGCAGUUCGGCCAUUCAACUAGUUACUAAAAAUGUGUUUAAAUGAUGGCAGUUUAAUUUCCUCGAUUAUUUUUUUACCCCAACAUGACCCUCUUUUGCUCUAUCCCACCUCAUGUUCUUGAUUCUCACUACACUAGAUUACUCCCUGUAGUUCCUGGGACAUAAUUUCCCUUGCUCUAUUUUUACCUGUCUCAUAUGCUGGGGGCAAGUGAGCUCCUGCCUGCUGCAAAUUUUUGCUGGAAUGUGACAGAGUCUGCUAGAACCUUGGCUUGGCGGAUCUCCCUUCUGUUAGCAGUAAGCCAGGUUUAUGGUGUUAAAUUCGCCAUUCCUGGAGUGGUCAGAUGUCAUAGUAAAUUAAAUUUUUAAUACCCACAUAUUUUUAGAAGAGAAAAAAGCUCUUUCAAAGUAAGGGAAACCUGUUAGACUUCUGUAAGUGAACAAUGGUUACAGCUUGGGACUGCUUUAUGAGCACAGAGAAAUGUUGGCACAUAUUUUAAUUUGCUCCUUCUUCUUCUUCUUCUCUUUGUCUCUCUUUCUCCCCCCCCCCACCUAAUCAAUUUGCUUUAGUGACAGGGAGUUUAUUUUAAAUUUUUGACUUCAUAUCAUUAACAAUUCUUAGAACAUUCCAAUGGUUGCUUGAAUGAUAUUUAACAAUUAUAGCUAGAUGUUUAAGAUAUGUUUGAUACUAUGAAACGUUGCCUGUGUGUGUUCAAGGUGAAGGUUGUGGACUGGGGUAACAAACAUCUCUAUAUACAAAAAAUGUAAACACUUGGUGACUGGUUGAUAUCCCAUAUCACGAUAGAGUACCCUGAGAUGUACCGUGACGUUCUCAUGUUGCCUAGGGAAUGUUUUAUCUUCACCAUUGGUAGUGCAAGGCAGAACUUGCUGGUAAUGUGAUAAACACAAUAUGUCUUCCCCUCAUUACCGUAUCCCUCAUGAUUGUUGGCAAUUAGAAAGAAAUUUCACAGAAAUAGUGUUAAGUUUAACAGAAAGUAAGAAGUGGAAGGUCUUAGUGUUAUUGCUAUACUACAAUUGUUUGCUAAAAUUAGACCAAAGGGCAACAAUUAAUUUUUAAAGAAUCAGUUCUGCCAACCUAAGCGUACUAUUGUGCCAGAAGGCUUAGACUGUGAAGCUGUCAGUAAUACUCAUAGACGCAUCAAAUAUAACUAAUGAUCACAGUAAUAAGGGAAUUCCUUGGGGGUGGGGGGAUGGCCAGGGUUUGAAGGCACGUGUGUGCGUGUCUAUUAAUAGUAUCAAGCUCUCCAACCACCACGACUAGGAUUGUUUAGCAGUAACCGACUUAGGGGAAACUACGUGUCGGAGUGAGUCAUUCGGCUUGAAAUCGAUUUUGCUUCCACCCGUUUCCCUGCCCGACCUAAUUUCUCGCUCCACACGGUGGUUGGAGGCAAUGGCAUCAGUUGUUGCUGCUCUUCCAGGCUGAGGGGCGUCUGGCACCGGGUCAACUGUUUUGCUACAUCGCCGCUGGAGGGGUAUUGUUGGCUCUAAUAAUUGGGAUAUGAAGUAAUGGAUAUGGAAGUGACCAUGAAAAUUUAGAUAUUACCGUCGUUUAUAAUUGAUGGGGGAAAAAAGAGAGGGGGUGGGGGUAUGUUUAUACAUUGUUAAGGUAGAUAACGUUCCUUGUAUUAUCUCAGUACUGUUAUUCAUUUAAUACAGGCAGAAUAAACAUUUAGUGUCAAGAUAAAAAAAAGCCCUCUGCGGCUCUCACGAUUCCGAUCAAUAUAUUCAGCGACAUAUUUGUAUUUUGUGAGUCAGAGUAUGAUGAAUCUCUGACGGGGCAUUCGCCGUGGCUCUGCUCACAGCUGUUAUUUCAUCACGAAUACCAUCGUUCAAUGGCGCAGCAGAGAUUAAUCGGUUUUCCCUCUUAGUUUAUCACCUUUAUUCGUCUCGUUUUAAAGGAAAAAAAAAAAAAGAUUGUCCGUGACUUUUAUUGAUGAAGUAUUUUCAAAUGGGUUGUAGAAUUUUUAACAUUUUUUGUUUGAACCUUGAGCUCACUCUGCACACGUUAAUAAAUUGUCUCUACACAUUGUCCAUCCCCUGUUUACAAUAAUUAUAUGCUGCUUAUGUAUUCUUUUCUAGAAAAUAAUGUGUUAUACUGACCUGUUUACUCUUACGAUUUUGGCGUACAAUGUAACGAUUCAGAGGCGUAUAGUUAAAUAUACUGUAUUUUUAUUUGUUUACUAUUAAGAUAAUGUAUUCAACGAUUUUGUGAUAUUGUACGAUUUUAAGAGUUUGAGGGUAAACAGGUCUGACUUAUAUAGCCGUGGACUAUAUUAUCUUUCUUCUCAAGCGGACAUUUUGCCUCUAUCCUAUGCCCGUUCGACUGAAGCCACAAUAUCUCAGGGGGAAUUUGUCCCAUUUCACCCUCCAGCCCACCCCUUCUUUCUGGCCAUCGAUCUAGUCUAGCUAUUGAUCACCAAUGUUAUACAUAGCCAUAAAGCCUCUCUCCCUGUAACGCCAGCUGCCCUGGUGUGUCUGUGGUGUGUGGCCUCAUUCUCACACCAAGUUAGUGGUAGCUGGUCGCUGGCCAUCCAAUCGGUGCUGUUGGACGGUUAUGGGUCUGAGUUAGACAGGUCAACAGUAACAAAACUAGAUUGUUUUCUGUGUAUCACAAUGAUUGAUUGGCUGUUUUAUACUAACACUUCUUUGCUCCUUCGCUACACCCCCCCCCCUUUUUUUUUUCUUUGAUACCAACACAGUGCUGGUGUUUUGAUCCCCCCAGAACUACUGUCCUAAAUUAGGGAGCUGUCUCAUGUGCCUUUUAAAUAGCACAACAAAAUUUUCCCUAUUUUCAGUAGUGUCAAAAUUUUUGUUACAUUUAAUGUUGUCUUGCAUUUUUUUUUGCCACCGUACUCCUUUUCUUGCACAAACCCAAUAAAUUGAGCAUUUUUUUAAUUUCGAUAUAUCGAAUUUUGUUAUGAUUAUGGUAAUCUGCCAUUUCAGCGUUGGCUUUUCAAAAAUCGUGUUUUUCGGGAUUAUAGGGCUGUGUUAUUCCAUUACUAAUCCAAAUAAUUGAAAUUUUUUGUAAUAACAUUGUACAUAUUCAUUCCAGCACAGACAAUAUUUAUGAACUAGAACAAUUAAAUGUAUAAAAAUAAUAAUAUAAUAUGUAAGCAAAAGAGUUUUAGUUUAUCAUUGUCUCCUAACUCCCCCCCCCCCUUUUUUUUCCCCCCACUCCUAUAUGUUAACAAUAAGAAGUUAUAAGAGCCCGGCUGGUGACAAGCUGUCUUUCCAGGUUGCGUCAUCCACAUAUUUUCUACAUUCUGUGUGUUGACACCAGUGACCGUGUCAUCUGGAUCAACGAGGUUUUGUUGAUGGACCACAACAGAGAGUUCGUUGAUUCCGUGUAUGGUCUGAGUUAUGUUUGCAUAAGCCGCCCAUCCGUCUGUAACAAUGUGUGAACCUGGUAGAAUAUAUAUCUCUGUGCACUCUUAUAAACUGAUCCCACAUCGGUCUAGCACUUCAAUGAGAAGACAGCGCCCACCUUCUCUUUCAGUGCCAGUGAAAACCCAGUGCCCCUCUGUCCACUGUCCUCGGUGGUAUUUCCGGUCAAAUGGAUCCCCAGACCCGAAAAACACGAUGUUUGAAUGGCCGGCGCUGACGUAGUAAAUUAACGUUUUCGAAAAUACGGCUCAAUUAUUUAUUUUCUUUUUUCAUUCAACGAUAAGUCUUAGCGGGAUUUGCUAUGCGUCGGUCCCAUGGCUCUUAUCGUGUAACACGUCAACAUGGGCUAUGGGGGUUCUUGGACACACCUCCACCUCAAUGACUCUCUGAAUUGUUCUAGCUAAUGCUAUACAUGAGAUAUUUGCCUUGGUUUAAUCCACGAGACAAUACUGUGUUGUGCCCCCCCCCCCCCCCCCCCCCCCCGAUUUCCACGCACUUGUCAUCGGCAGUUAUAUGUCUAAAUAUUCAAACACAUGCCGUACACAUUGUGUGGUCUGAUAGAAAGUGUCACCUUGGACGGGGCCGACAUUAAUUCACAGUUAGCAUGGCCCGUCACAUCUUGUCUAUGUCUCGGUGGGUCCAAAACUGAGGUGCGCGUGGCCCUGAUUAGAUAAAUAAACCAGGGGACAAGUAAUAUGAGAGUGGCAAAUUCCUUUUGUAAUUUACUCUUGGUGAGCUUGUAGUCACAUAGCUAUGGAACUAUGACUACUCUGCUCGACGGUACUUGCUAAACGAUCGAUUGGCAUCAAUGGUAGUAUUAUUUCGAAUGUUGCACUCGAUUUUCUCCAUCAUUGCAUUGUCGUCAUUGAGUUAUAUUUCAUUUAUGGAUUCUUACUCAUGACCCCAUUCCACGCACCAUUUCCAUUACAUCGCUUUAGUAUCGUAAUUAGAGCACUUACGUCGCUCACAUAACAUCCUAGUGAUGAAGGAAACACUGCUUGCCUCUGUUUAAGCCACAACCCCUCCCCCCCCCCCCCCACCCUCUUCGCGAGAUCAACUAAUGACACAUUUAGCUGUAUCGACAGAAUGCAAUGUCUAUUGUGUUAAAGAUGUGUACAAAUAGUAUACGCGUGUGCUGCGAUAUCGUAAGCCCCUUCUUGUUCAAACAUGCAUACGGCGGCGGCGAUGUCAUAGGUCCCAUUCGAUAGUGAACGUUUGUUUGGAUUAAAUCAAAGCACCUAGUAAUAAGUAUUCUACUUUAAAAAAAAAAAAUCAUGUCUCUACUUCAUUUCAAAGAAGUUAGACUUAAAGGUUUAUCCAGAAGCGUCUUGUCAUCAUCCAUCUAUGUCUUCAAUAACGGAUAGACGCAAACGAAACCAGGUAGUGGAUGUCCUUAACCUUCAUCUGGUUAGUUAUUUCUUGUAACAAUCCCUGUCUUGAACAUUGUCCUCUUGGCAAUGUCAGCAUGUGACUUGACCUAUCUUCUCCCCCCACUUGUCCAGAAAUAUCCACUACCGUACUACCACACUGUGUCAAUGGCGGAAAUAAACCACACUCGCCGUCAGACUGGUUCCGCUGGUUUAAUUGAGGAAACGAACAAUUAUCGGACUCUUGGCACUUGGGCUCGAAAGCCAUACAUUCUGUCCUAACUCAGGGGGCGCUUUAGGGCAGAGUUUUUGUUGACAAUGGAUUAUUAUUUUAACUUAUACAACAUUUAAAAAAAAAUUAACAUGUUUUAUGACAAUGAAUUGAAAAGGUAGAGCCGAAUAAUAUAUGCAUAUAUAUUUAUAAAAGUAGAAUAUAUAUGUAUUUUACUCUGUUACGAUCUGGUAAUCAAUUUUUAAAUUUUAAACUUCACAUUGGAAUUGUGACCACGUUUUUAGUUUACUAGUGCAGUAAUUGUUUGUAAGGGGUGGGUGAGGGUUGCGUAUUAUACAUUUCAGUAGCGUCCCGUGUCACCCACAAUAGCCUAUGGUUGAACUGUCUUAGUACUUGACUCAACGGUUGGUUCAUUGACGUGAGUACCGGUACAUAAUGAAGGGAGUAUAGGCCCGUAAGGCUUACUUGAGUAGCUACAAACUGUUCCUUUCUCAAUAUUGAAAUCAUAUAGUAUUGUCACCAAACAUAGACUCACACAAAUUCAAGAAGAUAUAUUUUAUCACUUGAGUCAAAAAAUGUAUUAUAUUUGACCCAGACAGACAAGAAAGCAACUUGAAUAAAAGUAAUACAAAUCACCAAUAGGAAACUGAUUGUGCCACUUAUUGACCAUGCAAGCCCUUAUAUUAAAUACACACGUUACUGUAGAUCUACAGAAUAUUAAAUGUCUAAAGAAGAACGUUAAUGUGUAUGAAAAUAAAAUCACCCGAAAGUUUGACUCUGGUGAGAAAAGUAGGUAGAUAAUUAUAUGUGGAAUUUCGUGAGCAAGAAAGAGACUGACUUCUAGUGUCAAUAUUGCCAUAAUUAAACACACACACACACACAAUUUGAUGCACAAGAAAUUGAAAGUCAACAUGGGAAUUAUUGCAUAAGCAGUGGGUACCUGGCUCAAAUGGUGAAAUGUUUCAACAUAAAGCUGGGUGCUGGCAAAUGACCAAAUAACUACUAGAAUGUCUGUGUGAUUCCUAAUAAAUUACAUCAUUAAAAAGAUGGGGAGUCUGUAAUGCAGUAUUCCUUGUAGCAGGGAUGGUAUAAAACGGAUAUUGAUGGAAUGGAUCGUAUGACAGUAUACUCAGGGCGGGAGUCACCAUAAAAAAAUGAUGCGGUAACUUACCGUUAGUUUUGGUCCAGCAUGGUAAAUCGCCGUCUACAAUAGACGUCCAUUCAGAGUGGUCGACCACAAGCUAAAGAUGAACACUGACUACAGUGGCAAGACUCUUCCUACAGCACACGUGUUAGUAAGGACAGCUAUUGGUACUUGAGUUUUUCAAGUGUACCACGGUUGUAGUGUUACCCAUAUUUGGCAGCGUUAUUCAUUGUUAACGUACACAACGAGAUUAUAACUGGUGAUUGGUUCGGGAAAUCCACAGAUUAUAAUGUAACCGAUAAAAAGAGCCGGCAAUAAAUGCCCUUAAAAUUCUCAUUUUGUAAGAUAUGUGCAGUGUUAUCUUAGUUAUCUGGCAGCCAUAAUUUCUUCUCUUUUAAAGGCGGAGACGCCGUGUAUCGUUCUCUUACCAAUUGUGUAGUUGAAUUCACGUAGUAAUGUCAGUUUCUAUUCACGUCAAGUUUGCAUAGAGUUACAAUAUUUGCAAUAUAAGAUUUUGUGCACGGUACUUGCGUUUUAUUCAUAGUUUUACUCCGUUACUAUUUGUUGCUUUCUUGUGCUUGCUUUUUUCUUGAAAGGCCCCGGUGCCACGCUGGACUCUGCUGCAUACACAUCGGCCAACCGUGUUUUCGUCAAAUUAAUUUGUGUGACUUUCCUCCUGAAAUGUUAGACUAGUUAUACGUAGUUAUACAAAAACCUGAAUGAUUUAUUUUUUUUAACAUUGAAAGUAUUGCACCAAGCGUUGUUUUUUUUUUUUUUAGGAGCCUGUGAUGACCCGAAUGUAGCAAUGACUAUGUAGUUUUGUUGUCAUCAUAUGCAGUAAUUGUAGAUACUUCAUAACGAACGCUGUUUGCCUAUUUAUAGCAGUUGUUCGUUGUUUUGUUUAGAGUGCAUAUUAAGCAGCCGUCUGAAUUUCUAGCUUAUUGCAGUAUUUGUUGAAGUGCUUCAAUGGAGUAGUGGGCGAGUGUUUAAAUAUCUUCACACAUCCAUGUGGUAAACGUGUCCUCAAGAGAUCUCCUGACAGCGCAUUCCCGGCGUUACAUUUUGUCAGAAACAACCGUGCGUAAAUAAUGGCUCUCCAAUAGGACAUCUGGUACUUUGUAAUGGAUAUUGGAGGAGAUUACUCCACCACCCCGCAAUAUCAAGAGAGGUUCUUUAGGUCUAAGAUCAAACAACUUUCAGGUAAGUUGUGACCUGUACAGUGGGAUGUGGUGGCCGGUACAAGGUUAUGAGCGUGUGGUGGCUAGUACAUGGAAUGGGGGAGGUGAUAUUCCGUACAUGGAUUGGGGAUGGGGUACCCAUAGACUUAACAGAUCGACUUAUGGUACAAGGAGGGUAAGUGUAGUGGUGAAUCCAAAAUGACUUGCAUCGUUAUUUUUCUUUAGCUCUAAAGGAAAUAUUAAUCUGUUGUUGUUUUUUUUCAAAAUGAAUUGAAUUUAUAAUAUUGAACUUUCGUGGUGUGCAUGUAAAUCGUAACCAGAGAAGGAGCCUGAUCUAAAUAAACCGUUGACUUGAUUUAAUAGCUUAAAGUGUCCGUUGGGAAGGUUGGGAAGCCUGUGCUCGAGCUUAUUAUUUACCACGCCGUGGGCAUACUUCAUAACGCCAUGUUUGUUCUGUGUAAGCACACCAAAACAGCCCCCCCAUUAAGCGGCCAUUUGUAACUGCUUGCCAGCAAACUGAAUUAAGUUAAAGGGGUUUGUGACCGUGUAAUAAAUGGUGUUAUCUACUGUGGUACCCUGAAAGUCGUCCACCGGGCCAUUCAGGGACACGAAACUCUAGAUAAAUUUACAGUCUGGUGUGUCCCAGUGUGUGCAUUUAAUUAGGACUAAAUAAUGACAGCAAGUUUAUACACAUGGAGUUUGAUAAGAGAAUACGACCUUUGUAGCCUUCCUUUAUAUAUUUUUAUAAUGCAUCCAUUUUCUCUACACUAAGUACUAUUAAUGUUUUAGACCGUGGUGGGGGGCGGGGCAGCAUUUAGCUUAUAUUCAUGGGUGGUGGUGAUUUAUGCUAUUGACAAUCCACUUACCGGCACUGGAAUAUCUGGUCAACUAAGAAAGAGGGCUGCCUAGCUAUGGCGCUGAAUUUUGUUGAAGCUUACCACAGCUUCAUAGGGAACUGCUUAGAUUGUUAUUGUUGUGAAAUGGUUUGCUCAUAUUCGCCAUCUCACUAUAAAAUCUGUAUCAGGUGAUAGGAGUUGUUAAUUCAGCUGUGUGUUGAUAGCUUUACCGUAACGCGUGUCACAUCGAGCCCCAUACUGCUGCAGAGAUAUCCGGUGUAUGAGUCAUAUGCCCUUGUCCCUAUAUAAUACAAUAAUAAUGUCAGCCUGGAAUAAUCCGGUGUCAAUACCCCCCCCCCCUUUUGUUUGGGGGGGUAUUGGAAACAUUGGUGGGGGUAGCCGUUUCCCAUCAAAAGAGUAUCUACGUCACCCAUCAGUGCGUCACUCGAUUGUGUACUUGUGUAUGAAUAUCACAACCCCUUCAAAUGGAUGGUGUCAUUUUAUAACUUGGGUUUUUGUACACACUUUCAAUUGGAUUAUUUGAUGUAAGAAUAACUAAUAAAUCAUAAUAGAUGCAAUACCUUUAUAUCUUCAUUAAAUAUGUAAUAUAUACAUACAAAUAGUUAAAACUGCUAUUGGGCGUUGAACCCAAUUCGUAUGGCCCCCCGUCUCUUUUGUGCUGCAGCCCAACACAUUUGCUUUGUAGUCCAUGAUCCAGUUAAUGACUUGAUGAAAAAAAAACAACACAUCUCCAGUACAACACAUUAUCUGGUGAGAUCAAGAGCAUAUCAGACACUGUUCUCGGGGUUAAGAGAAAAUCCAUUUUGCCUUCAUAAGCUAUAGAUCAACGUGUCAGGGUCGCUGUUAAUGUUUCAUUGGGUGUCCCGUGGGACUCGCACUGUUGGAGAGACGUUGUCUCGGGUGAUGUUGUAAUGCUAUUGGUUUGUGUAAGCAAACACUAGUAGUUUAGAUCCGAGAUAUUUGUAUCAGGUCGAAAUUGAUGUGCUUCUAGUUUUAAAGAAGUAUCCUAUUAAAUAAUGUUAUGUGUACACCUGGUGGUUGAGGGGAAUUCGUUAAAAAAAUCUAUUCAUCACUUAAUCUUAUAAUAUUAUUGUGCACCUGGGUCUUUUAAUUCCAUUUUGUAAACAAAUAACAAUAAAAAAAAAAAUUCAAAACGAAAAGGGAAGUUGAGUGCUGCCUCAGUGAAGUCUGAGUACUGCCACAUUAAAGUCUGAGUACUGCAUCAAUGAAGUAUGAGUACUGCCUCAGUGAAGUCUGAGUACUGCAUCAAUGAAGUAUGAGUACUGCCUCAGUGAAGUCUGAGUACUGCAUCAAAGGGCUUAAAGUUUUAUAUGAUGUAGCCCAUUAAGAGUACAUUGACAUGUCUCAGAAAUAUAUGAAUUUUAAUGACAAUAUUCCUUGAAAUACAAACAUAAUGCUACUACAAACAUUACUAAUUUGGUAGGUUUUGAAUACCGUAACGUUUUCAGUGGCUUUCAACCACAUGAAGGGCAAAAACUGAAGUUACAAUUGCUAUAUCGAGUAUAGACGGUGCCGACAGACACCACCAGGGACCUCCUGUACGCAGACGACCGUGCGCUGUAUCAGAAGCGGAUAUGCAACGCUGCGUCACAACUUUGCUAAUGCUUACACAAACUUCGGGCUCACCAUUAACACAAAAAAAAGACUGAGGUCCUAUACCAACCAGAUCCUCGAAGACCUUAUGUUGAGCCCAACAUCCAAGUAUACGGCGAAAGCCUUAAGGUGGACGUGGUGAAUGGCCUUUCUUAUCUCGGCAGCACACUGUCCCAAAGCGAAACCAUCGAGGACGAGGUUAACCCCCGUCAUGCGAGAGCCAGUGCAACAUAUGGAAAAUCGACUAAGAACGUACGGACCAGGAGAGGCAUCAGCACUCAAACUAAACUGAAAGUAUAAUCAUUGCAACUUGUGCCAAAAUUAAAGAAUUUAAUAAUUGUAAUAUUAAUAUGCCACCUGCAUAUCAGCGGGUUUUGAAUUUCCAUUUCUAAAAAUACGGAAAUGGGUGGAUUUUAACAUUAGUCUUGAAAACCCUUUAAAAUCAACACCUUGGGGCCCGAUGGAUUUGAAUAUAUCUCCACAAAUAACUCCUGAAUAUGAUGUCUGCAUGGCAACCAUAGUAAAAUCGUGUUCAGUCAAUUCUGAAAAAAAAAAUAUAUAUAUAUGGCACCUUUCAGCCUACAUGUUUCAGCUGUUGUGUCAAAUGAUUGAAGUGACAUAGGGACCAUUUUAUUCUGAAGUUCCCACUGACUGGGACCACUUAACUCUAUUCAAGUGAUAUUCAAUAUACUGUGAGACAACUGUAAUUUGCUUUUGAUUUAUUGCUAGUCAUAUUUCUUAGUGAAAAUUUACACGUCAAUUGCUGUUUGAUAUAUCAAAUUAUUUUAACGAUAAAAGUUAGGGGGGAAAAAUCCUUAUUGAUAAUUACGAGAAAGUUGCUAAUUUUAGCGGGGUGUGAGGCAGUACACGUCUAAAUGAAUUGCACUGUAUCUGCUACUUUGUCCAGGAACUAUGUAAAGAAAAGGGGAAAUUAAAGUGCAUUUGAAUGUCAUUAUCGUCUAUUCUUUUCACUCUAUGUUGUGAACCACCCUGAUGAACCGCCGGGUAAACCAACAUAUGAACUUGCUGAGGGCGUCGCGACACGACUUAAUCAGGUCACAACACAACUUAAUCAGGUCGUAGCGACCUGUCAAGCAGGCGUGACACACCCAUUUAGUUUUUGCUGACAAUCACCGAGUCUUCACGCGGCCCGCCAAGAUGUUUAAGUGACCUUCUUAAAUCAUAAUAAUGUGCACAUGAAACGAAUAAACGAUGCCCAAUCACAUAGAUCUCAUUUACUAUCAGUUGUAUUUUUUUUUUUUUUUAAAUUAUCUCGUUUAAACAGUUACAGUUAAAUUGGACGUGCUCAUUUAUUUAUCAUUUUACCAACUGGUGUUUGGAAGGAUGAGAAUUUGAUGUGAAUUUGAUACAUUUAAACCGUUAACUAACUCAGUAAUUGCUAAUACAUCAUAAUAACUAACUCAGUCAUUGCUAAUACAUUAUAAUGGUUGGACGUCGUUUGCAAGAUUAUCGAGCGUAGUGUUUACCUGUUGUUUUUUUACUAUGCUACUGGCGCCUCCUUACAAAUUAUUUUUACUAAAUCUCACAUUCAUCAUUCGGUAUUGACAGCACUUGGCUGUUACCAAAUUGCAUUAUUGAUGGUUUUCUCUGUGUUCCUCGUGUAGGAUGUGAACUAGUGUGUAGUUGAUGGAUGAGUGGGCUGGUUGAUUUAUCUAAUCAGCGGUCGGUAAAGCUCUUGUGAUAAGUCAGUUUUUAAGCUUGUGGCCAAAGUUUGAAGAAUAAUCACAAAGUGUACACCCCACUUUAGACACCAAUGUAUAACUUACUAGAUUUGUUUGCUUUCACGCGAACCUGUCACGUGAUACAGACGUUUUAAAAAAAAAAAAAAUUAAGUCGCUAGCGUUUCCAGGCGCAUCUUUUCAGUCAAUGUUUUUUUUGUUUACUAGGUUUCCCCAUGCCGUGUUGCAUUAUGAAGUUGAGGAGGUAAUGUGUAGCAAUGGGUAACGAUUUUGUGCCGGCACUUCGGCUUACGUGCCUCACUAACCCACGGGUUCUACUCUAUGGGGGAUUGGCACGGUGUCAAGCUUCCAUCCAGCCUAAUAUGUGACGCCAUGGUAGAAAGGUCACCCGCUCAACUCUCGUGUGGUUCGGGUCGUUAGUUGUAAAGCGGAUUACUUUUGGAUCCUCCCUAUAUUAUUUUGCCUAUGAUAUAAGCAAACUGCUGACUUUAUUCAUAACAUUAUCGCGGGAAAUACCGGUACCGGGCUAUGGGUGUAAAUCAUCGUUGACGUCGCUUUCUAUAAGGUUUAAAGCAAUCGUAUCUGGUUCUCAAAAUUAGAUAGGACACCUUCAUUUAAAAAAAAAAUUGUGGCGAUUUAAAAAAUCCAAGGGGGGUGGGGGAGAGAACUAGAUUAUGAAAAAAUAACAUACUACAUAUAUUUUAUUUUAAGUCUAAAUCAUUACUCACAUAUUUUUUAUGAAUUAUUACAAGCGUUUUCAACAUAUGAUAUUUAAACAGUUUAAACAGCUUUAUAAAGUAAUACUCUCAUAUGAACUCAGUAAAUGAUUUUCUUUUAACAUUGACCAGCUUACUCUUGUGUCCGAGAUGUGUUGGAUCUGAAUCCAAAGUAAGGCACUGCUAUAAAAACUGGCACUUGGAACAAAACAAACCGAAUGUUGUAGUAUAAAUCCGGCCUUUGUCAGUGUUUUCAUCCCUGGAAUUUCAUUUUUUGAUUACCUCUCAAAGUAGCCACUGUAUGGCCAAUAUGUUUUAAAAGUAUGAAUGCCUAUUUAAUUGUAGUUAAUGCUCCAGAACAUACUCUACUGACUGCAGUUCCUUAUGAGCAAGUAUCAAAACACCCCUUGCAGUAAUACCACUUAGAAUCAGUCAGCCAAGUGACUUAACCCUACAGUCUUUAGUCUGUCUUCUAUGCAAUUUACUGGUAGGUAAAGGCAAGGGAGGCCUUCCACUUAGAUACUUGAAAGGAGGCUUUAGAUUAGACAAGCCUUUCAAUGGCCUAGGGGCACAGUGGGAGAGAUGGCAAGGCUAAGGAAGGCAACUCUGAGAAAUGGGACAUAACUUGUUAAUGUAAAUAAGGAUGAUAUUUUAAAAUUUCUGUUGAUGCCAGUUCAAAUUUAUUUAAUAAACAACUAUUGGAAAUUAAAGAAUUGAAUCAUGCUUGAUUUAAUCUUCUAAAAAUAAUCCGACUAUACAUUAAUUUGUUACAUUUGAUUGAUAAUAUUUUACUCAAAUUCUCUGGAGUAGUGGGAAUGAACUUCUAAACAUUAUUGAAUUUAAUAUCAUUGUAAGAGUAAUAGUAGAAUAUGACUGCGUGCCAGAGAGAGGUGCAUGUUUAGCUGACUUAGCAAUAUUAUUAGAUUGUUUUAGAGCUAGAUUUUGUAUAUUAAAAAAAUGUGUAGAAUUUGGCUAACAGAUAGAAAGUGUGUAACCCCUACCACCAUAUCUAUUAUUAUUUUUCUUUCAUUUAAAAUUUAAAUACUGAACUUAAUAUUUUGGGGGGGGGGGGGGGCAGUGUAGUAUCACAAUUGAGCAAUUUUAAAAAAAAACUAUUUAGGAGUGAAGCCAUCCAGAUUUUUUUAACCCUGCACAUCUGCUUCAACAAUUGAGCUCUCUUUUAGGCUUCUCCUUUUCCCAUUUGUAUCAUUACUAAAUCCCUAGAGACUUCAUAAAUUGCUAUUAAAAAAAUAAAUUGAGUUGUAAACUAAACUAAGCUUUAAAAAAAACUUAAAUGACAUAAACUAAAUGACACUGAAAUUGAAUUUGUGAGUCAUGUUGAUAGUAAAAUGUGAAGCCGCUAUAGUUCAGGGUUAACAUAAUAAUUUUUUUUAUGUGAUGGAUGAUUUCAAGACAUGUGAAGAUGGGCUGAAUGGAAUUCAGCUGUUACAUCUUUUCAUGUCUUCACGUUGUGAUAUUCAAUAGAACUAUAGAACUCUAAGGGAGUUCUACUUAUUAAUCUAUUUAUUUUAUAAUCUCAUAUACCAAGAAAAUAUACCUUAUGGAACAGUCCACUCCAAGAUACAUAACAAGCAGUAUGUUACAAUGUUCCUUGCAAACUUUGAUUUGUUGGACAACACUUUUAAAUGGUGUUAUGUUACUUGGCUUAUUUCAUUUAUAUCGUAUGGCCUUUUUUAGGGUAAAAACAUUUUUUUUAAUUUUGCAGAUGAGCGUGAGCUUGUUCAGAAAAAAACCUUUCAAAAAUGGGUCAACUCACAUCUGAUUCGUGUCAAUCACAAAAUAGCAGAUUUGUAUGUGGAUCUGCGGGAUGGCAAAAUGCUCAUCAAGCUGCUGGAGGUUUUGUCAGGAGAAAGACUGGUAAGAAAGCAAACUAAAUAUACAUGACUGGUGGCUUCUUAAACAUACUCUUCUGUUGUAAAAAAUACAUGUGUGGGUAUCAUUUGUUUCUUAAUGAAAAACACUGAUAACUAUUAAGGACUUGAACUUGAAUGUGUAUUGUGAUUGCGUGUUGUCUGGAGAGUAUUUGGGUAGAUGUUGAUAUGAAAUGUUUGGUAUUUUGCGACGGAUUGUUUGUAAAGGGAAAUGACGUAUUGUUGUUUUAGAGUUUGUUGUGAUCGAGUAAUGGCAGUUGUCAAUGUAGUUUGGCUAAUAAAGAUACUUUAUAUUCUAUGAAGCAUUGGUUUGUGUAGUUAAUUUAAUAAAUCCUAGACAAAACGAAGAUAACAAACUUGGUAAGAACCGGUUCAUAACAAUACCCUGUCCUGUAGUCACUGUUUUGAUAUAACUUUAAAGUAUUUUUUCAAAGGCUAUUUAAAAAAAGCGUUGCUUAAAUUCAAAUUGAUUAAAUAACUUGUUUUCUUUAUUUUUCUAAAGCCUCGACCUACCAAGGGGAAAAUGAGAAUCCAUUGUUUGGAAAAUGUGGACAAAGCCCUGACAUUUCUACACGAGCAGAGAGUGCACCUGGAAAACAUGGGUGCCCAUGACAUUGUAGAUGGCAGCUCCCGUUUGACUCUGGGUCUCAUCUGGACCAUUAUUUUAAGAUUCCAAGUAAUUUAUUAAACAAAUUUGUGUCAAGUCCUUGUUAUAAAUAUUAAUGCUUUUUGACAAGUGAUUUUUAAACACAUGUUAAUGAUGAGUUAAUAUUAAUUUUAUGUAUUUAAGAGUUUAAUUUAUAAGUUCAGAUAAUUAUUUUAUAAAAGUAGAUAUUUUUAUUGCAAAUUAUAGUUUAUAGCUUGCAUUGAUGAGAUCUUGCUUACUACUUAUUCAUCACUUGAUACAAUGCAUUAUUGCCUUUAAAAGGUAAUUUAUUUCCUUGAAUUGAUUCUAGAUCCAAGACAUUACCAUAGAAGAAAUAGACAAUAAUGAGACCAAAUCAGCCAAGGAUGCAUUGCUUUUGUGGUGCCAAAUGAAGACUGCGGGAUACCCUAAUGUCAAUGUUCGGAACUUUACCACAAGUUGGCGAGACGGUCUUGCAUUCAAUGCCCUCAUUCACAAACACAGGUACAAACUACUUGACAAAGUUAACGUUUGUGAUCUGAAAAAUGUAAAUAAGCACUGUUGAUUAACUUGUAAUGGUUCAAACUGGUGUUAGUUCCCAUCAUGCACUAAAUUUUCAUUGUUUUAAUUUUUUUAAAUGAAUGUUUGACAAUCGGCAAAUGAACAAUGGAAAUUUGUUUAAUGUGGUUGCUUUAUUAGAAAUCCAACGACUCUAGUAAGUGUAAACAUUUAAACCUAUGCCUGAAACGUGGUUUGUAAACAUUAUGGGCUUGUAAGACUGGCUGUUGAUCAUUAAAUUGUUAUAGCCAACUGAAAGUUCACUUAAACUUUAUGUUAAAUUCAGUAAUUUAUCUGUAAAAUACUUUUCAUGUAUUGAUGAACAAAUUCCAACACCAGAAGAGCCCUCCUAGUUUUGAUUAAUUUUUUAAAAAGUAAUUAGCUUAAAUGGUUUAUAGAGCAUUUCGGAUGGCCAAAUCUUAUAGAAUGUUUAUUAACAUGGAGAUUUACAAGCAAAGUGUAGGAGGAGUAAAAAAAAAAACAUGGGGGAAAAAAAGAAUCAAUGAAAACAAAGGGCUUCCUCUCUGCAUAGUUUUUUAAAACUGUAAUUUGAGUAAUUUACUGGAAAUAUUGGUUGUUUUAAUAGUGGAUGGUACAUUUCUGUUAUUCUGGUCUCCGCCGGGGGCCGUCCUAACCCAAAGACACCCGGUCGGUCCGACACUGUUUGCACACCCAUCCCGGGGAAGCUUUAGAGCUAAAAGAGGGAUUCUAACGCUUCCCCGGGAUGGGUGGGGGAAGAAAUUAGGACAUAUAUUUUUCCAUCCCAACUUCUGAGAAAGUCGAUCGUGUGCACUCUGUGCCAAACUAAACAAUUUAAAUUUGUAAUAGCUACCAAUUCUUUCUCCUACAAAUUUACAUUCAUAAAUUAAAGCUUUAAAUGCAAUGUUGAAAAUUUCUGCGAUGCAAUUAAGGCAUUAUCACUUGCAUCGAGACACCUUUUUUUAAAUUUCAAAUCCAUCAAUCAGGGCCAUCUGCCCCCAAAAUUUAAAAUUGAGUUUUUUUCAAAAUUCAUUGGUAUGCGUCAGCAAAUUUUCUACUGUGACCUAAUUUGACUUAUCUUCUGUGAAUAUCCGCACUUUGUUAAAUGUAUUUUGUUUCUCUAAUAAAUUUGGUCUUGUAUGUCUCUAAAAUUUCAGUGUAAUAGGAUCAAAUGUUAUUGUAGCCUUAUUAAUGGCAUAGAACCCAAAACGACUAACUUAUGAAUUAACAAGUUAGGUUUAGGUGUAUGUUUAGGUUUUUAUUGAGGCAUCACAUUUAGCAAAAGGAAGAGAAGAAAACUUGAAUAAGUUUUAUUCAUUUUAUGGUGCAUGAUUUAAUAAAAAUUACUAACAGUUUUAAGUUUGUUAAUCAUACAACUUAAGAUAAAAUGUUGUAAUUUCUUCUCCAAAUAGACCCGACCUGAUUCAGUAUGACAAGCUUCAGAAAUCCAAUGCAAUGCACAAUCUGAACAAUGCUUUUACAGUGGCAGAGGACAAACUGGGGCUUACCAGUUUGCUUGAUCCAGAAGGUAAAGUAUUGUACAAGACCCCUUACCUCAAACAUAAAAAUUGGCUUUCAAGUUUGAAUAUUUCAAUCUCUUCCUUAUAUAGUAAAUUAUUGUUUUGCUUUGAAGUGAAUUUGCAUUUAAAAGUUUUAUUAUUUAAACUAGAUGUGAACGUGGAGUUUCCUGAUGAAAAGUCAAUCAUCACUUAUGUGGUCACAUACUACCAUUACUUCUCUAAGAUGAAGGCUGACUCUGUUCAAGGCAAACGUAUUGGAAAAGUAAGCUGAAAUUGUUUUAGAGAUAGUGCUAAGAGGGAGACGGUUCUUUCUUAAAAUUCAUAUAUUUCUUAGUUUCUCUUGUACUAUCCUGUGCCUCAGUUGAUUUCCCAGUUCUCUAACAUUUAUAUAUUUGUCGGUCGGCUUUUUAAAUUAAAAAAAACGAACGAUUUUUCAAAGAUAUAAAUCUGUUUUAUUUAUCAAAAGUAGUUUUAAAGUGCUUCCUUUGUAUCAAACAAUAAUUUUUUAAAUAUCUGUCAGGUCAUUGACAAUGCCGUUAACACAGAGAACAUGAUUGAGCAGUAUGAGAACAUGACCUCUGACCUCCUCGAGUGGAUUGAGCAGACCAUUGUUAUACUGAAUGACCGUCAGUUUGCAAACUCCCUUACUGGGGUACAGCAGCAGCUUGCAGCUUUCAGCACCUACCGAAUUGUAGAGAAACCACCUAAGUAUGCAAUGGAAUAUGUGUAUUUUAACCUUAAUUUAAUUAACAUACUGUGAGUUAAACAGUUUGUUUUUUUUUAAUGUGGAACUAAAGUAGAUAAAAAGACACUCCAAGCUUGCAAGACCAAAUAAUACCUUGAAAGUUUGGAACAUUUCAUAAAACAUGUCCAGCUCUUUAAAUGGCUUCCCUAAAGUUCUAAAAUGAAAAACUUCUCUUUCAGGUUUGAUGAGAAGGGCAACCUGGAAAUCCUGCUCUUCACAAUUCAGAGCAAGAUGCGUGCCAACAAUCAGCGACCAUACCUGCCCAAAGAGGGUAAACUUCUCUCAGAUAUCAACAAAGCCUGGGAGAGACUUGACAAAGCAGAACAUGAAAGAGAACUUUCUCUCAGAGAAGAACUGAUUAGGUUGGUUUUUUUUACACCUGAACUCUUUUUCAAUCUUAUUAACAAAUUGAAUUUGGUAGAGAUUUUUCUCUGUACUCCAAUAAGUUUUCAAGUUAUAUGAGAUUUAAAAAUUACUACUAUGUAUCUAGUUUUCAGAUUUUACUAUAUUUUUUUCCAUUUCUUUACAAACUUUAUAAAUUCAAGAAAACAAUUUUGUUUUCAGGCAAGAGAAACUGGAACAGCUGGCAGCUCGUUUUGGACGCAAGGCUGGUAUGCGUGAAGAAUGGCUGAGUGAGAACCAGCGCCUUGUAGCCCAAGACAACUUUGGAAAUGAUCUGGCUGCAGUGGAGGCCGCCACCAAGAAACAUGAAGCUAUUGAGACAGACAUCAAUGCCUACGAAGAAAGAGUUUCUGCUGUUGUGGCUGUUGCCAAUGAGCUGGAGCAGGAGAACUACCAUGACAUCGAUCGCAUCAAUGCCCGGUAAAUUUACAAUUUAACUGUAAAAUAACUCCUUAUUGGCUAAAUUAUUCAACUUGGAGCUAAAAAUUGAGGCAGGCAGCUUGAAAAACUUAACAUGAUAAUGGGCUAGGCGACUUAGAAUCAGAAAGUUUUCAAAAUAUUCUCUAUAGAUCUUCUUUUAAUGGCAUUCUAGACCUCUAUGAAAAUUAAGCAAAGCACUUUUUGCAUUCAUGUUAAAAUAAUUUUUGUUUUCAGAAAAGACAAUGUCUUGCGUCUCUGGAACUACCUGCUUGAACUUCUGCAAGCUAGACGAAUGCGUUUGGAGCUUACCCUCAGCCUGUACAAAGUCUUCAAGGAGAUGUUGUAUAUUCUUGACUGGAUGGAAGAAAUCAAGGUAAUUAAUUGAAUUCUUACUCUGCUAUAUUUAUAUUUGAACUGUUAACAUCCAAGUAAAGUGUACCCCUUCUAUCAAUCAAUUUUUGUAUUGAGAAUUGUAAUGGAACUUAAUUUAAAGUGUUUUCUGAAAAUUUUUAUGACCUUUUUCUUUAUAGGCCAGACUGAUGUCAGAAGAUUAUGGCAAGCAUCUUAUGGGUGUGGAAGACUUGUUGCAAAAACAUAGUCUUCUGGAAGCUGAUGUCAAUGUUGUUGGUGAGAGGGUUUCCACAGUCAACUCACAAGCUCAGAGAUUCAUUGAUGAUGACUUUUCGGAAAUAGGAGGUGAAUUAUUGACUUCUGUUAUUUAUUAAAAUCAUCUAUACUCUAUAAACAUUUUUUAAAAUUUAUUUUUGUGAUGCUAACACUAUUGUAGAAGCAAAAUUUCCUUUUUUUUAUUAUCAAUAUGACCUAAAUGUCUACAUCUUAUUUUCAUAUUAAGUGCAAGUUUAAAGAAAUUUGUAAGUACAAAUUUGUAAAUUUUUGUAUUAAAUUUUAAGGCUACCGGCCUUGCAACCCAGAUAUGAUCAAGGAGAGGAUGACCAUGCUCGAUAGUGCAUAUGAAGAGUUGCGCCAACUUGCUGCAGACCGCCGCCGUCGCCUUGAGGAAUCUCGCAAACUAUGGCAGUUCUACUGGGACAUGGCUGAUGAGGAAGGCUGGAUUAGGGAGAAGGAACAGCUGAUGUCAUCUCCAGACCUUGGGCAUGAUUUGACAAGUGUCAAUCUGUUGCUGAACAAGCACAAGGUAAUGUUGAUACAUUUAAAUAUAUAAAAUAUUAGUAUUAAAAUUUUCAACCCGUAAAGCUACAAAUAUGUUUAUAUAUUUGUUAUUCUCCAAAAUUUCUUCCUUAUUAUUAUUUUUUUUGUCACUAAUUGUAGGCCAUGGAAGAUGAGAUGACUCAUCGCCACACUCAUCUGCAAGAGGUCCAGGCUUCCAGCAAUGAACUCAUUGAAGCUGGCAACUUUGGUGCUGACCAGAUUGAACAAAGAAACAAUGAAAUUUCGUCACAAUGGGAGAGCCUUAUUGACCUUGCAACUUACCGGAAAAAGAGGCUCAAUGAAGCUGUUGACUUUUACCAAGUGAGUAAAACUAACAUUGCUCUAGAAUCAACAAAGUUGUGCUGUAAAUACUUAUAAUCUUAAACACCUUCUCUUUGCAUCACGUCUUCUGUUGUUGUAUAAAAACUUUCUUCCGCCUUAUAUUAUUAACUUUAAUUUAUACUUAAAGUUUGUAAAUUGUUAAAAUUGUUUACUUCAGUUUUUCGCUGAUGCUGAUGAUGUGGAUACCUGGCUUAUGGACACCCUUCGUAUUGUGUCAAGCGAAGAUGUUGGCAAAGAUGAAGCCAGUGUACAAUCAUUGCUUAAGAAACACAAGGUAAAUGAUGUUCAAGUGUUAUACAUUAAUUGCCUCAAGUUUAAUGAACAUUCCAUUAUAAAUUAAUCAAAUAUUCCAUUUUAAAUAUGAAUAACUUUAAUUACAAGUCAUUGGUGACUUUGUAGUGAAAUUUUCUUGCGAUUCAAUUAAGAUAUCUUCGACAUAAAAAAUUUUUUAAAUCAAACAUUCAAAACUUUACUUCAACUCUCAUUUUGUAUUAAUUUUUGAACAGGAAGUAACAGAAGAACUCAAGAGUUACCAAAGUGUUAUUGAAGGUCUUCACGAACAAGCUGCCAGUCUUGGAGAACAGGUGACUAACACAACUUUUCUCUGUUUUUUUAUUAUUGAACAGUUAAUUAUUGAGUUAUUGCUCAUCCUUAAAUGAAUGAUUGCUUUUUUUUAUUUUUAUUUUUUAUUUUUUUUUUAUAUAUAUCUUUUUAUCAGCCGACAAUCCCUCUACUUUUGUCUAUUAAUUUUAUAUAGAGAGGAAUUAAAUAAGCUCUAUAGCUUGCAUAAAAUUAUUUCAUCCAUAUUUGAUCUUCAACUCCUUCUUAAUUUAACAGGACCGUGAGUCACCCGAUGUACAAACCCGACUUAGUUCCAUUGACAGACGUUACCAAGAACUUCUGGAGUUUUCCAAACUGCGCAAACAACGACUCAUUGAUGCACUUUCGCUUUAUAAACUUUUCAAUGAGUCAGAUGGUGUGGAGACAUGGAUUGAUGAAAAGGUUUGUUUUAACCAUUUUGACUAAAUUUUUAUACAAUGCAAUAAAAGUCACCUCAGACUGUGCUGUUUUAAUAAAAUAUAUUUACUGCUGUCACAACACUAAACAAUACUUAUAUAUUAUCAUUUACAGGAGAAAUUCCUUACUACUAUCAUUGUGACUGAUGAUGUUGAAGAGCUGGCUAUCAUGAAGCAUCGUUUCGAUAGUUUCGAACAUGAGAUGAAUGCUACAGCAUCCAAGGUUGCUGUGGUGAACCAGCUAGCUCGUCAGCUCAUGCAAGCUGAGCACCCGAACGCUGCAGAAGUUGUGGAACGUCAGAACCAACUUAAUUCCACGUGAGGAUGCAUCUCUAGUUGAUUUUUUACUUUUAAAUUAUUAGUUAAUCAAACGUUGUUUUUUUCUUUAACACUUAGAAGAACCAUUUUAAUUAGAGUCUUGCUAAGUUCCUACAAAUGUUCUGUUUAUAUAGAUGGAAUAAUCUCCGUGAAAUGGUGGAUCAGAAGAGAGAUGACAUUAAUGUGGCUCAUGACUUCCAGAAUUUCAACAUUGAGUGCAAUGAAACCAUCGUAAGUUGCGAACAAGAAUUAAAGCUUUUUAACUUUUUUUUACUUCUUGAAUUUCUUGAAUAUUUCAUUUGGGAAUAGGCACACAAAAUAUAUGGACAAGUUUAAGUAUUUUUCUCUUGUUAAAACAGAAUGUUGUACUAAUUUGGGAGUGCAAGGGUAAUCAGGUCUGCUGUUAUUUGAAUUUCUGCAUUCAAGCUGUCACCGUUAGGUUGAUUGAUUUUAUUAUUUUUUUCCUAAUACAGAGUUGGAUUCAUGAGAAGGCUAAGUUGAUUGAGUCCACAGAUGAAUUGGGCAAUGACCUUAGUGGUGUAAUGACACUCCAGAGAAGAUUGAGCACAAUGGAAAGAGAUUUAGCAGCAAUUCAGGCCAAGGUGAAUCAAUCAAUUUUUGAUUAAUUAAGUUUGAAAUUUUAAAAUGUAUUUUAAAAGAUGCCAAGCAAAAUUUUAAAAAUACUUUAGGAAAUUAUUGCUUUUUGGGAGUAUACUUUUCAUCUCCAGCUAAAAACUUGUGUUUGUGUUUAUUUAAAUAGCUCGAGUCGCUACAGAAUGAGGCUGAAAAACUAGAAGAGCAGAAACCAGAAGAAGCUCAAGCCAUUAGAGAAAAGAUUGCAGAGAUCAACAAUGUCUGGAUGGACCUCAAGGAUAUGGUAAUCUUAUUUAAGCAUUAUCAUAUUCUCGGAUUUAAAAUCUAAUUAACAAUCAGGAACAUUUUAAAAAAAAGUUCAAUUAAAAUUGAGUCUAUCCAAAAUUUGGAAGAUGGUUUUUGGAAUCAGUAGUAUACAACAGCGUUCCAAAACUUUAAAGUUUGGCUGCCUUUCGGACAAGUUUUAAAAUUGCACUAGGGCCGAUGACAGAUUUAUUAAUUAAAUUUCUUUUUCAUUUGAACAUAAAUUCAUGUUGUACUAUCAUUUGCGAUAGGCUGGUAUACACCAUAAAAUUAUUAUCGUUUAAAUCAAUUGAUUUAAUAUCCCAUAUGGAAAUAAAAUGCUACCCAAAUCGAUCUAAAACAAUUUCUAAAAUUAUAAUGGACUUUUAAUUAAGCAAACUAUAUUUAAAUUUUGGGGGACAUGAAACUUUAGAAAAUCUUUUUUUAAAUAGGCUACCCAAUUUAUUUCAUCUUUUUCAGCUCAAGGAGCGUGAUGAGAAACUUGGUGAGGCUGGAGAAUUGCAGCGUUUCCUUGGAAGUCUGGACCACUUCCAGUCCUGGCUGUCACGUACUCAGAUGACCGUAGCAUCUGAGGACAUCCCCAACUCACUGGCAGAUGCAGAGAAACUCCUUAGCCAGCAUCAACAACUCCGUGAUGAGAUUGACACCUAUGCCCCAGAGUAUGCCAAGAUUAAAGAGUUUGGAGAUAAAGUUACUGAAGGAGAGGAAGAUCCACAAUAUAUGUUCCUCAGACAGGUCAUUUGGAAAUUUAAAAAAAAAAAAUUGUUUUCAUUUUAGCUGGUUAACUGGGAAUUUUAAAGCUAAUGGAGUGUUUAGGAAAUUCAGGUGAUCCUAGAUUUCCUCUGUAUUCCAAUAUUGAUAAAACAUUUAGAAAUGUUAAAUUAUGAUACUUUUUUUUAAUUGUCAGUUUCAUCAUUAAUCAUUCUUGUCUAUUGUAGAGACUGCAAGCUCUUGAUGAUGGUUGGCAUGAGUUAUUACAGAUGUGGGAGAAUAGACAACAGCUACUAUCCCAGUCUCUCAGUUUACAAGUAUGUAUGGAGUUAAUAUCUACUGAAGCAACUGUAAAGAUUAUCAUAUUUCUAGUUUUAACAUCCUUUGAGGACAUUACUGGGAUUUUAAAAAAAAUUUUGAUUGAUUAAACUAAAAUUUACCCUUGCGAUUACAGUAUGGCAUAUACAUUGAAAAAACUUAAACAAUUACUUUUUUUUUUACCAACUUAUUUUUGUCGCUAUCUUCUUGUUCCUACAUAUGAGGGCCAUCCAAAUAUUACUUAAUGUAAAAUAAAUCUUCUUUUCAAUGCACGUAUGUGUAAAAUCACCUUAUCCAUCUAUCAAACAACCUUUAAAUAUUUUUUCUCACUGCAAAUGGUGUAAAUGGAUGGCCACAAAUGGUAAUUCUGUAUCUAGACAAUAAUAUGAGUCAGGCAAUUUUCAGUUUGUAACAUUCUAUUUCUAGAUGUUCCUGCGUGAUGCCAAGCAGGCUGAGGUCCUGCUCAACCAACAAGACAACUUCCUAUCCAAGGAAGAUGUGCCUGUAAGUCAUUUUAAAUAUUCACAUUUCAUUUCUUAAACCCAGAUAUUCAACAUCCUUCAUAUUUUUUAAAUGGAAAUUUAAAGGGUUGAAUUUUCAUUCUUUCACUGAACACAUUUGUCUUCACUGCACUUGAAAAGUAAGAAUAAUUAUUUAUUUUAAUUUUAAAUGAGAGGGAUUUGCUUAAAAGAAAAUCUUUUAAAUGGACUUCAUGGAUUUCCUAGAAACAAUUUUACUCCAAGAUUCUAGAGUUUUUUCAGAGUUUACUAAAGAAAUCUUGGCAUAUUGUACACGGUAGUUUAUAAUUUAAUCUUCAAUCAACAAGCUUUGGUUUCGCAGUACUAAAACUACUAAUGACCUGAUUGAUUGUUACCCUUCAAUGCUGGCGUUGUCUAUGUUUGAACUUGGUCAUUGUUCAUAGAUGUUCUAGUGCGGGCAAUAACACUUGCAUCAACUAAUUUUCUAGCUUAGACUUUAUAUCUAGGCACACCACACCAGCAUGUAGAAUGAGGUCAUGUGAACAUGUUUGUCAAAGUCAUUGUUUUGUGGUGCAUGGUUUAAUCAAAUUUAUCAAUGUCAGCUACCAUUAAUAUACAGGAGUAAACAGAAAAUAGAGAGAUAAAAUUGAGGUUUAGCCACAAUGAGCUGUGACUUGAACUGAGAGGCUAACUAGAUUUGAACAAUCUUUUCCCAAAAUCCAAGAUAGUGGGGUAGAUUUUUUAAAAAUCAAGGUUUAUAUUAUCUGCUUAAGUCAUGGCGACUGAUUUUUUAAAAAAAUUAUUAAAUUUGGAGUAUGCUAAUGUGCUCAAUACUUAUAUCAAAUACAUUUCUCAUAUGGAAAGUCUGUAAUGAAGUGAGUCAACUGCAUAAUGCUUCUGCAACCUUUAGCAGAAGUCCCAAUAGUUUUAAAGAAAUAUUUGUUAUAUUUCCAGGGAGCUAAUCGCAUGUUGCUCGCACAUUUGCAAGCUCUAAGUCCAUUAUCUGGUCCCCAAACUGACAAUAUGUGGACCAAAGUAACUCAUUUUAAAAAUUCCUGCAUUUAGCCAUAGCUCUAUAAUUAGAAUGCCUAUAUCAGCAGCUGAGUAGAUGCAGCCCUAAACAUAUUUAUGAAUAUAUCAUUUGAAGUACAUAGCAAGUUCACUGCACAUUUGUACCAUAUCCUAAAACAAGUUCUUAUUUUUUGUAAUCUGGAUCUGUUUAUAGAAAGCUCAAUUCUUGCACUCUUCAUAAAUUAUAUAGUUUACUAUUUUUUUCGUUAUAUAUUUAUACAAGUGUAUUUAAAAGAAAGAUAUUUUGCUAUUUAUGCAAAGUAUAAUUUUUAAUUUUGAUCCAAUUUUUAAUAUCCUGCAAUUCAUUAUGAAAUUAAAUAUGAUUUACUGGAUGACUUAUACCAAACUUUAUUUCAACCUCUGAAAAAUCCAUGAUAUUUUUCCCCACAAUAUUAUUGGGCACCAAACCCCUGGAUGGUUUGGAUUUUUAUUGGGCUUUUUUUCAAUAGCCUAAUGCACUUUUUCAUCAAAUCUUUAAAAUUUUUAGUUUUUUCUUUUAUUAAUUUUUCUCAAACCAUAUCUGUUUCAAAUUUUGAGCCAUCUUUAUAUCUUGUGGUCUACUUUGACAGAUUGCGCCGCUAGAUAAGCAGGUAACAUUAAAGCUGAUGUAUCUUAUAAUGAUUUCACUCAUAUUUAAUGAUUUGUUGCUUGUUGUGCCACGAUUAUCAAGCUACCUUAAGAAAAACUGUAGAUGAUUGUAGAUUCCUUGAAAAGAAUGUCUUUGAGCCUAUUUUUUUAUUUUAUUUGUUAAAUGCAUUUAUUUUUUGCCAUCUAAUGGAAGUUUAAAUUCCAUCUCUUGACCUUAUCUUUAAUGUAUAUAUAAUUGGUGAUUUUCAGAAACUAUAUGUUGGCAAACACUUCACACCAUAUUAUGAUACUGACCCAUCAGUUUUUAACAUUUUUGACUCAUCAUUUCAAUACAUUUGUUCCACACAGAUAUUGAUAUUAAUUUCUAAUUCAUACUUCACUAUGGCGGUACAACAGUUGUAAUCAUAAUAUAAUAAUGCACACAGUUUGAUGCACCGAUUUCUAAUUAAAUGAGAUAUUCAUAUUUCAAAAGAUGUGCAUAUAAGAACAUAAUUUAAGGUUGGGAUAGUUUGUGAAAUAGCUAGCACAUCAAAGGUUCUUAGAUCAAAUAGCAAUGCUAAACAUCAUAUCCCUUACUGAGUACACUGAGUUUAAACAUGUGCAAAGGUUUGAUGUAAAAUUAUUUGUAUAUUGUUGCUCCAAAAAGUUGGCUUAUUGUGACUGUUAAUAUAUUUAAUUUUGUUAAAGCUGUUGGGUAAUUUACAACUAAAUGACUAUGUUUUGAUAAGACUGGUUAAAAUAUAUAUAGAAACUCAUUUAUACACUAGCUCAAAGAUAAACCUAUUCAUAUAUAUUUACCAGCAUGUCAAAUUUUUAGUUCCUGCCCUAUAUAAUAACAGCGCAUAUUUGAUAUAACCCUUUUAUUUUAUGCAUGCAUGCAUGUUGUUUCACUUACCUCAAUCAGCACUUAUCUAUUUAAAAAGGUAUGCGGGAGGUAAUGGUACUUCUUCCUUACCCCACUAGAAAUGACAGAAUGUUAGUCUGUCAGAAAAGUCACCCUUACUGCUUAGAUUUACCAAAAACUGUGUCAGUGUUUUUUAAGUAAAGCUUGUUAGACACAGUGGAAUCCCACUAUAAUGUGAUUAUUUUAAGUGUGAAGAAUGGCUAAUUCUUUUCUUUUUCUUAAUAUUUUUUAAUCUUAUGUGGUUACUGAGCUAUGUGAUGUUGAAUUUAGACUAGUCUUAGUGAAUAUGUGACAGUUUUACAAGAAUAUACAAUUUUAAUCUUGGAAACAAUUUUCAUAUGAGAAUUAAUAUUCCAAAUUUUGGAAUCUAUACCAUGACCCCAUAAAAUCUGAAUUUAUUAUAGAAGGCUGUGUUAUACCAGUGCUCCACUGUAAACAGUAUUUCAUCAACAUUAUUUCAUAUCUAGAAAUGUUUAUCCCUAGUUGGGUGCACACAAUUUUAAAAUUGAAAGCUCAUAAUAAAUGUGUUAUUUUUGUUUAUAAUGCUUUAGAAUUGAUGUUGACCCCAUAAAUCUAGUCAUUACUUUUUUAUCUUUGACUUCUUGACAGUUUCAAUGGGAGAACAAUUAACAAUUAGUUCUCCUAUUUACAGUUCUCUCUAGAAUGGAUUGCUUGACUCCUCUACCUUUAAUUUGGUUUCAAAGAUUUCUAAUUCUUAUUACCAUUUCAGAAUCUUCAAACUAAUUCUUUUGUAUAAUUCAGCAGUUCCCAAACUGUUGUCUCUAUAUUAAAUUUUAAAGAUUAAAUUGACUCAAUAGGACAAUUAUUAAAUGGCAGCUACAGAGGAAUAACCAAGGUAAAACACAACUGCCGUGAAUAAUGACCAACAUAUUGAUGUUCAAGAAGUUAAUGUACCAGUUUGGACUGAUAGUCUUAUAGGCCUACUUGACUACCCAAUGGCUAAUGAAGCUUUCCUCCCCUUCAUCUUUGAUGAAAAUAAGUCUUUAUAGCUAUGCUUAACCACAAUAAAAUUAAAAAAUCAUUUAUGUGGAUGAAGCCCUGUUAUUUUGCUUAUUGAGCUGUUGGACUUGUAGCUUAAUUUUAAAAAAGAAAGAGUCUUAUGAAGAGUUCCUUGAUUUGCUGAAAAAGUUUGGGAACUGCUGGUAUAGAGUAAUAUAGAUACUAUUAAAUGGGCUUUAUAUAAAGCAAGCCUUCUGAUAUGUUUAAUAAAUAUGCUAGUGUCUUGAGAUCACUGUGACAAUAAAUUAUCACAAGUGCCAAAAUGGGAAGUAAUAUAAAAUAAGAUUCAACCACCAAUAGCAUAUAAAUGUAUUGUCAUUUACUAGAUGUAAAUCAUGAACAUAAAACAACUGAAAAUAAUACUAUUUUAAUAAAUGUUAUUUAACAUGAUUAUAUUCUGCAUGCAUGACAUUCCACAUGACAUCAAAUAUAAGUGAUGGUUUAUUUUAACCCAAGGCAUUAAAAAUACUGUUACCAAGUAUAUAUAUAUAUAUAUAAAUGGAUAUAUUUAAAAAUAUAAGAACUAAAUUGAGUACUAUAUUAACAUUUUUAAAACUGGUAGUUGCAGACACCUUUUGUACAUUAUUCUCUUGUAGUUUGUAGAUGGUGGAUAGCAAAUGUAAUGAAUAUGUUAGUAUUUUUUGGUUGGUUGAGACAUUACUAUUGGAAUUUUAAUUUUUCUAAGCAAGAUCAAUUCUUCUAUUUAGAAAUUGUACACAAUUAAUGGUGCAAUACUGUCUUAGUAACUGAACUGACUUUUUCAAUGAUUUAAUGUAUAAAUAAUUGCCCAUGGAAUAUAAUAUUUUUUUAUUGUUAUAUGGAUGAUCUAAAUUUGUAUGUGUAAUGUAUUUUAAUCUUCAUUUUUUUUAGACUUCUGUCCAAGCAGCAGAAAACCUCAUCAAACGUCAUGAAGCUUUUAUUACAACUAUGGAUGCCAAUGAUGAGAAGAUUAAUGCAGUCUUGCAAUUUGCCAACAGACUUAUUGAUGAGAACCACUAUGAUCGGGAAAAAAUUCAUAAAAAGGCAGAAGCAAUUAAUGAAAGGUUUGAAACAACAAUUUUUAUUUAGCAUCUGUUUAACGCACCCAAAAUUUUAUAAAUUAUUUAUGCCAUUUCAAAAACCUAUACUUUAUUCUACUUUGUAAACUUUUUAAUAUAUUUCUAAUACUUUUUUUAUUUAAAAAAAAAAAUGUCUUAAGGCAAAAAAACAAAUAGUAUUUACUUGAAAAAUUUAGUCCCAAAACCCUCUUAUGAGAAUGGAAUUUGAUAUUAGUUUUUAAACUCUUUUUGGUUAUUUAGAUUUAUUGUUGAAAUAAAAUUUGGAUAUUCAAGAAUCUUUUUUCCUUAAAACAGGAGAGAUCAGAACAGACAAAGAGCUGAUGAGCAGCUUGAACGACUCAAAGACCAACUUACCCUCCAGCAGUUCUUACAAGAAUGUGAUGAGGUGACUGAUUUUAUAGUCUUAAAUAGGAUAGCUAUCUAAGGAAUUAUACCUCUCUUGCACAUGAUAUCUACAAGUAGAUAUUGAAUUUUAUUUGGUAAAUACAAAGAUUUUAAAGAUUUCAAGUUUAAAACUAUUCUGUCCAUGUUUUUUUUAGCUUCGAGAUUGGCUACAAGAUAAGAUGGCUGCAGCUCAAGAUGAAACAUACAGAGAUGCUAAGAACCUUCACAGUAAAUAUGUUAGACAUCAGGCUUUUGAGUCUGAAAUAGCUGCUAAUAAGGACAGACUCAAUAGAGUUGUUGAGGUUAGUCACCAAGCUCAAAGUGUUGUUAAAAGUUGACAUUCAUUAUUUUGAAAAUAUUUAUCCAAUUUUCAUUUGAGCCAAAAGUGACAGAGUUUUUAUAAAACCUGAUUUAAAAUUAAGAUAAGAGAUAAGAUUCUUUAUUGAUCCAAAUAAAUGGACAAGUUUUUUUUAUUGCAUUGUACAUUUUCAUUUUCAGCACAUAAAUAAAUACAUAUUAAAGCCAUGACAAUUAUAACAAUUUAAAAGCAAGACAUCUAAAGCAUUUCUCAAAAAAAUGCUUAUUAUUAGAUGGGGUUUAAAAUUUAUUUUAAAUUGAAUGCUCUUGUUUUAAAGGCUUAGGAUGAUCAGACAUUGUUACUAUUUAAUUUGAAAAAAUCUGAUAUAACUUUACCAUAAUAGUAUUUAAUUUUUGUUUCUAGGAAGGAGAGGCCAUCAUGCAAGCUAAGCCAGAGACUCGUGAACAGAUAGAGCCCAUGAUUUCAGAUCUAUCUAACCAGUGGGAGGAUCUAGAGGUUACAACCAAGGAGAAGGGUGAGCGCCUGUUUGAUGCCAAUCGCUCAACUCUGUAUCAACAAAGCUGUGAUGAUGUUGAUGGUUGGGUUACAGCUCUCGAGUCCCAGAUUGUUACCUCUGAGGACUUUGGUAAAGAUCUAACAACUGUCAAUCUUCAAGUCCAGAAGCAACAUGUAAGCCAUGAAAGGAAACUCUCCCACUUAAACUCUUGUAUACUUUUCUAACUCAAGUUUACAAGUGCCUAAGUUAGUCUAUUAACUCUCACCUGUUGAAAUAGCUUUCAAUAAUUUUUUCAUUCUUAUGUCCUUUAUAUAUUUUUAACCAAAAUUUCAUUUACUUAAUGCACAGCAUUUAGAGAACCAAAUGAAGAUGAAAGAGCAACAAAUACAGGAGCUGGAAUCCCAGAGCGAACACUUGCGCAAACUAGAGCCAGACAAAGAGGAGGAGAUUGAGGCUAGAAGAGCUCUCGUGGCAGAAAGGUUAUUUAUUGAAUAUCAUUUUCUUCAUUUGAAGUGAAUUUUAAAUAAAUAUUAUUGAGCGUCAUUUUAAUGAAAAAAUUAUAUUUUAAGAAUUGUAUUACAUAUUUAUUUUCUUUGAAAGUGAUAAUUUUCUGUAAAAAAUGUUACGUUUAUUCCUGAUCAGAUUCUCUAAGAUUCAAGGGCCGCUAAUGAUGCGUCGUGCUAAUCUAGAGAAGGUUAAACGUAUCCAUCAAUUCAUGAGAGAUGUUGAAGAUGAGAAACUCUGGAUUCAGGAGAUGAUGCCUCGAGCAACCAACCAAGAUUAUGGCAAUAGUCUGUUGUCAGUACAGCUGUUAAUUAAAAAAAACCAUGUGAGUACCAGACUCUUCUCUUCUAAUUCAUGAACACUGUCUUGGUUUAUGGACUUGUUAUUUUUUUUAUAAUAAAGUUCUCUAGCUUUUCAGGGCAAACAUAUUUCUCAAGAAAGAAUAUCUAAAAUGUUGUCAUUAUUAUAAAUAAAGUUACUGCUUUUGUAAAGAGAAUGAAAUAGCAUUUUUACUUGGGUUUACACUUGGUCUGUAAGGAUCCUCAAGAUUUCACCCCGGUAAAACCAAAGUCUUUAAAUAAUAUACUUUAUAGAAUCGUGAUAAAGUUAGUUAAUAAAUAAUAUUUUGAUAUUGUUUUUCUAUUUUGACAGUCAUUGCAAGUAGAAAUUGACAACCAUGAGCCUCGCAUCAUGUCUGUGGUUCAAGUUGGCGCAGAGCUGAUUGAGUCAGGCCACUCUCAGUCUGAGGAGUUCAGAGCUUUAAUUGAAGACUUGUUAAGACGCUGGCAAGAGUUGAAAGAUGCAGUUGAUGCUCGCAACCAAAGACUCAAAUUAUCAGAGAUUGCCCAACAGGUAGCUGACAUAUAACAAAGCUAGUGCAAUUAAAGCCUGUUUUAAAGUUGUGUUCCUCCAAAGUUAAUAAAAGAACUGUAAUAUUUAAGAAAAACAAUUUUGAGGGCAAAGCUCUUGGUUUAACAGAAUGCUUUUAGCCAUUAUAGCUGUGAAUAGGCUAAUGAUAAAUGUGUGCUAAUUAAUCUAGUGGAGAUGACUACCCAGAAAGCAAGAAAAUUCUUUGAGCUCACAUAAUUUGAAAUAAGGAACUGUUAUUGCGACCGUCAUUUAUAAUAAUCGAAAGCGCUUUAUUUUUAGUAGCAUAUAAUUCACCAUAUAUUUAUAUUUCAAGUUGGAUCAAAGUUCAUUUAUUUUUUUUUAAUUAUCUAAAUGUAAUUCAUUUUUAAAAUCAACAGUACUACUUUGAUGCUUCUGAAGCAGAAGCCUGGAUGAGUGAACAGGAGCUGUAUAUGAUGGGUGAAGAGAGAGCUAAGGAUGAAAUUGGGGCUCAAAAUAUGAUGAAGAAACACCAGAUAUUAGAAAAUAAUGUGGAGGAUUAUGCUGAGGUGGUUCGACAGCUGGGAGAGAGAAGUAGGGAACUUAUGGAGGAAGAACAUCCCGAAAGGUUGGCUACUAAAAUAAAAUAUGAAAAAAUGUUAGAAAGACUGCAUUUUCUGAAUAACUUGUGGUCUCUUGUGUCAUUCAGCAAUGUAGUUAUAUAAUGCUCUGACCAUUAAUUUAUAUUUCAUCUGAUCUCCCCAAAAAAAAAUCAUUCAUAAAUAACAUCUGUUUGAUUUUCAGUGACCAAAUAGCCGUAAGACAGUCCCAGGUUGACAAGCUAUAUGCAGGCUUGAAAGACCUGGCAGGUGAGAGGAGAGGCAAGCUGGAGGAAGUAUUUAAACUUUACACGCUGCAUAGAGAGAUAGAUGAUUUGCUGGAAUGGAUUGCAGACAAAUCCAUUGUUGCAGGCUCCAAUGAACCUGGGCAAGACUAUGAACAUGUUUCAGUAAGUUUAUUGAAAUUUUAAAAGGGCAUAAGGAUACUACAUAAUUUAUGAAGCAUAGAAGUUUUAUACACUGAUAUUGUCUUUCAUUUAUUUUAACCCCAUUUCUUUUUUGAAAAUAAAUUUCAGCUUCUUAAAGAACGCUUCAAGGAGUUUGCCCGUGAUACUGAAAAUAUUGGUCAGGAGCGUGUUGCUUCAGCCAAUGAAAUCUGUGAUGCCCUUAUUGCAUCUGAACACUCAGAUGCAGCAACUAUUGCUGAAUGGAAGGAUAAUGUUAAUGAUGCCUGGGCCGAUCUCCUGGAGUUGAUAGACACCAGAACAGAGUUGUUGCAGACUUCUUGGGAACUUCACAAGUUUUUCUAUGAUUGUAAAGAUACACUUGAAAGAAUUGUGGUAAGUUAAUUUGUUGAAAAUUCACAUACACAUCUGGAAAUAAUACAUACAACAAAUUAAACUGACUUAAAUGGAGCUAGGUCUUUGUAUGGAUAUUUUUUUUUAAUAGCCAGUUUGCCAUGGAAGUUUUAUCUAGAUUGUGAUUUUACAUCUUUGAGGCGAUGUCAAUGCUUCCAACUUCAAGAAUUAAAUUUUCAACUGCAAUCUACGGAUUCUGUCUAAAUACCAUAGCUUUUAAAAGGCCAAAAAUGAGUUAGUAUGCUCUCUGAAACAGCGUCACUUUUAUGUGUUAAGUGAAACACAUUGAUUUAUAUUUUAAUGCAUAGGCUUCAAAGGGCUGUUUUUAUAAAAUAAAAAAUUAUUCACUUUAAAAAAUAAGUUUGUUACAACAUCCUUUUAAAUGAGUUUUAAUUUAAUGACAAAUUGCUGGUCAGGUUUCUGAAACUUAUUGCUAUAUCAAAAAUUAAAAUAAGGAUCAUUGCACCUCUGUUACUUACAACAUUAAAUUAGAAUCCACAAUAUAUUGUUUGAAAAAUAGGCUUUGGUUAAUUUUUAUUGAAAAAUAAGUUUUACACUAAAUGUCCCACAUAUGAAAAAACAAUAUUCUAUUAAAAAAAUUUUUUAAAUUGUAUUUGUCAGUUUGAUUUUAUUUUAUGUCACAACCUUACAGGAGAAACAGAACUACAUCCCUGAAGAACUUGGCCGUGAUGCUCAGAGUGUAGCUGCUUUACAGAGAAAGCAUGCCAACUUUGAACAUGAUUUAGUCACUCUUGGAACACAGGUUGGUAGUUAUUCAAUGGGGACAAAUUUAAAACCGAUUAAGCAGUUUGUUUCUAAAAACAAAAGUUUUUGUUUUUUUAAAAAUACUGAAACUAGAUUUUAAAAGCAUAAAAUAGUUUAAUUUAAAUGCAUCUUUUAUAGCCUGUCAUUGGAAUUCAAUUAUUUUGCCUCUAGGUGGAGGCCAUUCAAACAGAAUCUGUGAGACUUCAAGCAGGCUAUGCCGGAGAAAAUGCCCAGACAAUCAUUGAUCGUGAGAGAGAAGUACUGGAUGCUUGGAAGAAUUUGCACAUAUUGGUUGAGAGGAGGAGACUUACUCUAGCUGAUGCUUCAGAUUAUUACAGGUUCAUGCUUAUGGCAAAGGACUUGUUGUUGUGGAUUGAUGACAUCAGUCGACAGAUGAACACACAAGAAAAACCAAGGUAGUCUCACAACCUUUGAAUGUUUUCUAGAAUUGUUAUUGCAUUAAAGUUAUAUAUAUUUUUUAAAAUUUUAAAUAGCUCUAGGUGAGAAAAUUCAUAUUUAGAGUCUAAAGAAACAAUGGGGAUUAGAUUGUUUAAAGAAAUGUUAAAGAAAUUCGGAAUGUAAAAUUGUGAAUUUUAUAAUGAAAUUUUUUUCAAUAUUUUUAUAUUCCAGAGAUGUUUCUGGUGUGGAGCUGUUGAUGAACAACCACCAGAGUCUGAAGGCUGAAAUAGAUGCUAGAGAAGAAAAUUUUGCCAUAUGUAUAAACUUAGGUAGAGAUCUAUUAAACAGACAACAUUACAAACAAGAACAGGUCAGUGAGUGUUUGAAGUUCAUCUAAUUUUUGGUAACUGGCUAAGUAAUGGCCUCCCGGACAUCAUAGAGUAAAAGGUAUUAUUGCAUAUGCCUUUCCUGGGUGUGCCAUAAUGUGUUUUGUUGUUGAAUAAUCUGAUCAUCAUUAUGUUUGUCUACACAUUGAGAAGUAUUGUGAAAGAAAUGAACUUUUAUUUUGUCUUGUCUAUCUUUCAUUUAGGUGAGGGAAAAGCUGAUCCAGUUGACACUCCAGAGAUUAGACUUGACAGAUUUAUGGAAGGAAAGAUGGGAACAUUUACAACUUAGUAAGCUUUUUACAAACAAAAAUGUUGACAUUGUACUAAAAAAAACAAUUCUUGAAAUAAAAUUUUAGUCUUGGAUUUCAAAUGCAGUGAUGGUUUUGUGUAUAACAAUAUGUAAUUUAUAACAUAAAUAAAGUAAUUGCUUUUUUUCAAUUGCCUUUAAUAUAAAUUUAGAAUCAUAAUGUUUAUUAAAUGUUAACUAUUUCUUAUAUUUUACCAAUCUCUUAAGUCUUGGAAGUGUAUCAGUUUGCCAGAGAUGCAGCUGUGGCUGAAGCCUGGUUGAUUGCACAAGAGCCAUACCUGUCUAACCAGGACUUGGGUGUAUGUAAUUUUAUUUGAAGUAUAUUUAUAAAAUAUUUCUAUUUCAGUAAUCUUCUAACUCAAUAUUAAAAAUCAGUUUAGUGUAGUUCGGAUUAUGUUUCAGUAAAAUCUGAAGACGUUCAAACAAUAAACGACUUCCUUGAUAAAUUAAUAUUAUUGUAUGCUUGUUUAACAUAUGUAUUUAAUAUUUCUUCCUAUUCUUAAUGAAGGAUACACUGGAUGCUGUAGAAAAUCUUCUGAAGAAACAUGAAGCAUUUGAGAAAUCAGCUGCCACACAAGAGGAGAGAUUUGCUGCUUUAGAAAAACCAACAACUGUAAGAAUCUUAAUUUACUUUUAUAUAUUUAAUUUUAAUGUUAACUCAGCACUGGUCUAAUCUUUUAUUUGAAAAUAUUUGUCUUAACAAAUUAUCCACAUGAAACAUUUAUAUAUUUUUUGCUCUCACAUAGUUUGAAAUUAAAGACAGAGAAAAGAGACAAGCAGAAGAAUAUGGCAGAAGUCACCCUGAUGAGAUUGCACGUAGAAAGGAGGACAGAAGACGGCAUUACAUUCAAGAAUUCCUACCUCCCCCACCCCCACCUAAGUAGGUUUUUAAUUAAUUUAACUAAAUAUAAUUAUAUAUAUGAAAAUAACUUCUAAUAAUUUUUUUUAAUAUUAACUGUAGACAUUUUUAGUUUUUAUGGAUAUUAUAUCCACUUCUCUGGAGUUAUUACACUGUCUAAUUCAGACCAGAACCUGUUGUGGAACCAGAGAUCCCAGUCCAGGCAGUAGCAGUGAGCCACUCAGCCCCAGACAGCACAGAGGAACCAGCUGGCCAGCCCAGCACCAUUGAUGAGAGAUCAGAGUCUGAACAAGGUAAAACAUUGAUAUCUUCUUCACUAGGAUAUCACUUACUGCAUGUUGUUUUUUGCUAGACUCUCUCCAUACUCAAUGUGCUUGUGUCAUGUUGUCCGUAGAUCAACACCUCACAGCUCUUACAAUACUUGAAAUCAUUUAAAACUCUUUUAAUAUUUCAAGGUACCUUAUGAUAAUAAUUAAAUAUUAAAGUAAAAAAUAGAAGUGGAUUUUCUGAAUAAAAAGUAUAGUCCCUUUUUAUAAAAAGUAUAGUCCCUUUUUAUCUUAAGAAGUUUAGAUGAAUGCCUUUUGUCUUUGAUGAUUAGGUUCUUCUGUAGUUUUUGCUAAUUUUAAAAGCCUGAAAUAUGUCAUUUUUCUUUUAAAAUAAUAACUUCACAGGUUAAUUUGUAACUUUUCAAUUGUCUCUAAAAAUAUGUUUUUUCAAAAUCAGAAUAAUGGUCUACAACUCACGUUUCAGCUAUUUUGCAUGUUGAUAUUGUGAAAUAAUCUGUUUUAAAUGUUCCAGCCUUUUUUCUUUCUUUUUUUUUUUGUGCCAGCUUUAUAAAUGUGUCUUUCAUAGCCAUUGAGUCAUUUACUGAUCUGUUCUAGUAGAUGAGCAUGCUUGAGAGUGCUUUGUCAACUCUAAUGUAGUUUCCACAAUUAUUAUAGAAUAUUACACAAUCAGAUCAGAAGGGAAAUUUCCAUUUCUUAUAUUUAAUAGAUUUUUUUAUUAUUCUACAAGAUAAUUUUAAUGGAAUUUUCCCCUCUUACACUUUUUGUUUUAAGAUUUAAUUGUGCAUGUAUUACAAAUUUAUCAAAGCAUUGGAUUAAGUUUCUGAACAUCUUUACGUUUCAUUUUUAAGGUUAAUCUCAAACUUGAGGCUUCAAUGAGAUAAAGAAUUCAUUAAAUCUCCAAUAUAAGCAACAUUGUAAUUUUCAAAGGGAAGUUCAGAAACUUGUCCCCAAAUUAACUUAAUUCAUUAUUUUAACAUUGCAUGCUUAAUGUUGUUAAGAAACUUUGUGCAUGCCUUCAGAGCGUCAAGCUCAUCGAGAGCAGUUGGCGGAAGCUGAUGCUGGUGGUGGAGGUGACUCAGCUCACCGCCGCUCCCAUGCUCGUAUUGAAGCUGAGUCUCCUAGGGGCAUUGAGCAAAGAGCAUCUGCAGAUGUUUCAUCACCCAAGAAAGCACCGAGAGGAAGUAGGUUUGAGUAUAUUCAAAUUAACCUAGACUCGGAAAAGAUGUGGACUCAUUUUAAAAUAUCUUGUUAAAUUCAAUGACAGAAAAACAUUUAAUGCAGAAACAAAAAUCAAGUACAGCUUCCUUUAGAACCAUCAUUACAGAGAGUAACAAAUCUUAAAAUUCAUGAAAAAGGUUAAAGAAUACAUAUAUCUAAAAUAAAAUAAAAUUAUUUUAAUGAUUUACUGUGUCCUCUAAUGAAUUGUAUUUUUUACAUUAAGUUUAAUUGAAUUUUCAAAAUCUUUUUCACAUUCAAUUUUUAAAAAAGAAUUAUUCAUUCAUAAAUUUAAGGCAUAGAUAGGCACAAAUAUAGUUUUAGUCUGGCUGCGUUAAUCAGCAUCAUUAUUGCUUAGAUAUCAGUCUGCGUGAUUUAUUGAAAAUUCAUGUUAAUUUUAUGUAAGAUUAAUGAAUAGUUCGAUGACAGAAAUUGGAAAUCUUUGCUUGCAUGAAUGCCUGCCUGCUCAUGAUCACAACUAAUAGAUGUUUUUAACAAUCUUUUUCUUCAAAAUAAUUUUACUUUUAUAUUUAAAAACUUAUAUUUUUUCUUCCUAUUGUUGUUAUAAUUUCUAAAUACACAUGCGAAAAAAAUGAAUGUAUGGAAUCCUUGGAGAGGGCAGAGUUUAAUAACACAAUUUUAGGCAUCAAAUCAUUGCCAAUGACAGGUUUAUAUCGACCCAUAUAUUUUGAAUAGUUUUUUUUUGUAUAUACAUCUAGCCUAGCUUUGCUUUUUAACUUCAGUUUUACUAUUACUAACUUUUUAACACUUUACUUCAACUAUUUGAAAUUUGAUUUUAAAAAUUUCUAUAUAUUUUGCUCAAAAUAAAAUUUGAAAGGUGAUGUAAAUAUUGUCGUGUGCUUUUAGCAGUAUGAAAAUAACAUGAAAGAUGACUCUGUAUAUAAACCAAUUUACUUUCCUCUAAAUAGAAACAUGCCCUUACAGUCUUUUACAAGCUCUAAUAAUUUUGUGUUUACUUUUAUCUCUUGUUUAUUGUAAAUUUGGAAAGUUUUUUUUAGAGCAUAAUUUAUCAAAGAAGUAAUAUUCAAGUUUUAAAUUUUAUCAUACGACAAGCAGUUUGUCUUACCAGUUUUAGGACUUUGUGAUUAAUUUUUAACAAACUGUAUCUAUAAAGCUUAAUCUAGGAUUAAUGGACAAUGGAAAGAUAAUAGUUAUAAUGGUCCAUGCACACAUUUUCUUUGUCAUGUUCCACUUCUGACAGUCACCCUGAUAGACUGCUGAUUAUUUUGAUUAACAAUAUUGAAAGACUUUCAGUUUUUAUUUUUGAAAUAUUUUUAUAUUGCUUAUUUUUUAUUUUGUUAUCUUUAAUCAAUGUUAAAUAACAGAUUCUCUUCUAUUGGUUUUGCAAGUGUUAAAAAUCUGUUUUGACAUGAAUAUUUCAUUGUUUUGUUUAGUAUUCAUUAGCUUUGUACAGCUUUAGAAGUUCAGUUUUUUUGCUUUUUGUAGCUUUUGGAUUGUGACACGUAUACAUGCUUUAGCCCAAUUAUUCUUUCAUAUUUAGGCACACUUCCUUUAUUUGAUGUACUUAAAACAUGGUGCACUAAUUUUUGUUAUUUUGUUUUGGGAAUGAGCAGCAGAAAAAAAACCUGUGCUAUUAACUUUUUUAAAUACUGCUUUUAUUUUUUUAAUUAACACAUAUUUCAUGUGGAGGUUGCUUUGUUUUCUUAUCAAUUUCAUUUGUGGGGCCUUUGAGACAGGCAUUGCUUCAUCAUAUCAGCUUAUCUAACACUGGUGGAUGAACGUGGAUGGAUGAUGGCUUCAGAAAUCUAAAGAAAAGCUUAUCAUUGUACUAAAACAACUGACACAACCUUGAUAUCCGAUUAGGCGACAAGAAAGACAAAGGAAGCCUUAGUCCAGAGGUUAUUGAAGGGGGUGAACUCAAGAGAAAGCGCUCUCGCUCCCCUUUUGCCAAACUGUUUGGUAGCAAGAGAGAGGGAAAGAGUAAAAAAGCUGGUGCCUCCCCGCCAACAACCCCAGAACCACCUAUUCUCCAAAGAUCCAGGACGCUUGGUUGGUCUUGUUGCCUCUAUAUAACCUACAUAUGUUAUCAGCAAGUGUUCCUUUGUGGUAUUGGGAUAUUCUAGUCUGAUGAGAUUUGGUGACACCCCUGUUGACAGUAAUAUAGCAUACAAAAUGAUGCAUGAUACUAAUAAAAAUAAAUCCAUUGUCUGGCUUUGUAAUGGCACUGGCAUGAGGAAAUAUUUUUAAAUAUUGAUGAGUUAAUCAUUUUAAAAAUGCAUCAAAAUGAUUGGGUAAUAUUUAAAAAUGAAUUAUCUUAAUCUUAAAGAGCUAUUUUUACUUGCUGGGAUUUGUUAAUGUACCUAAUGAAAUAAUUAUAAAAAUUAUGUUUCUUUUAAAAUAUUAUUGUCCAUUUUUUUUCAAAUAUCCCUUUAAUUUAUUUCAUGUACAAGUUUGGUGCUGUGCUGUUUCUCCUUUGUUAUUAUAUGAAUAAUGCUAGUCAAGUCAAAUGUUGAAAAAACUUUUCAAAUAGAUGUAAAUCUACAUAUUUAUGUUUGGUAGCUAUGUAUUUUUAGAAAUGCUCUAUUUGUUGUUAGUGUUUAAAAUGCUCUAUUUAAUAUGCAAGGCAUUUUCUACUAGCUCACAUAAAUGUAUUUAUUUGUAUUUUUCCUUUUUAUUUUAUCUUAACAUGUAAAAUGUUUAAUUAUCAAGUCUUUUAUUUUUAAAAUUGCUUUAUGUUCAUUAGAAACUUCAGCUCCAUCAGAAUCUAUUCAUGAGGAAGGCCAUCUGUCAAGAAAACAUGAAUUAGACACAGGAGAAAAGAAAGCUAGCAACAGGUAUGAUUUGGAAUAUUUGACUAAAUUUUCCUUUAGACAUUGUAAGGUUUAUUUUUACCUUUUUUUUUUUUUAGAUUACACUGAUUAUGAGGUUUAGUUAUUUUUUUACUCAAAGCACAAAAAAAAUACGUAUAUAAACUUUUAAAAACUAAAAAGAAAAGAAAGCUAGCAACAGGUAUGAUUUGGAAUAUUUGACUAAAUUUUCCUUUAGACAUUGUAAGGUUUAUUUUUACCUUUUUUUUUUUUAGAUUACACUGAUUAUGAGGUUUAGUUAUUAUAUUACUCAAAGCACAAAAGAAAUACGUAUAUAGACUUGUAAAAACUAAAAUGCAUAAUUAUUAACAGAGAACAUUCUGCAAGUUAUCAGUUCUGGAAUUGUUUGAAUUUGUAUGUUUGUUGUGUGCAUUUAAUGAUAUUCAUCCAAGCCAUUGACAAUUUUAACUGCAUGAUUAACUUGUUACAUUUUACAAAUCAAUAUCUUAAACCAAAAAAAAAAAAAUUAUAUUUAAAAUUUAACUAUUCAUUUAUUUAAUUUUUUAUCACUAUUUUUUUUUUUAAAUCUUGCAUUUGCAGAUCUUGGGAUAAAUUGUUUGUUGUUCUACACGGAGCCUCUUUGUCUUGUUAUAAAGAUCAGAAACAUGCAAAGACAGUGAGUUGAAGUUCUUUAUUUUUUCAAUGAUGAGUUUCUUCUUUGUAUUAAACAAGCAAAGAUCCAACUAUUAGGUAUUUAGUUUUAGUGAAGAUAUUCAUAUAUUGUAUCAAACACUUAAUUGUCCUACUCCAUGAAUAUGUGGGUUUACUUUUAAAGUUCUGAUUAAAGAGAUUUGUUAUCAAAAUACUUGUAGCAAUGGGGUUAACUGUUCAUUUUUUUAUUUUUAUUAAAAAAGACAGUCAUGAUUGUGAGAUAUGCCAUUGUUUUUCUUGAUCUUAAAAAUAUAUAUUCUUAGUGAGUUUAAUGUGUUGAAUGUUUCUCCUCAGGAUCCCAACAACAGGGUUCACCAUGAGAAUGUCAUGGAUUUAGCUGGAGCUGUUUGCCAAGUGGCUUCAGACUAUGUUAAGAGACCAUUUGUUUUGAGACUCAAACUUGCAGAUGGUGCAGAGUACCUUUUCCAAGCUAAAGAUGAGGUAUGUAAACAUUAAAUAUGCUUUCUAAUACAAAUUUUGUUUGUGUAAGUGGAGAAUAUUUUACAAUAAGUUGUUUGGCAAUGGGCUAGUUUAUAAUAAUAAAAUAAUGUAACGGAAAACAAAUAUUGAAUAUUUUGUCACCAAAAAAAAUCAUAUAAAAACUUGGAGACAUUUGUAAGAAAAUUUAAAUCUUCACAUUUUAAUUUAAAGUAAAAAAUCAUAUAAAAACUUGGAGACAUUUGUAAGAAAAUUUAAAUCUUGACAUUUUAAUUUAAAGUUAAAAAAAUGAUAUGGCACCGAGACAUUUUGAACCAUUUUCCUCUGAAGCUUUCACUAAGGACUAAAUUUUUUAAAAACAUUCCAGUCUGAAAGAGAGCAUUGGAUCAGCCGUAUCAGUGCUGCCAGUGGAAGGGAGGGAGGUGCUGCCAGCUUACCAACUAGGUCACAGACUUUGCCAGCCACCCGCUCAGAGAAAGAAGAGCCCAAGAAACGUGGUUUCUUUACACUCAAGAAGAAGUAGUCUACGCUAUUCCGCUAGGCUUUACUCUAGAAUAAUUAUUAUAACAUUAAGGAUGCUGAUAAUAACAGUAGUUUUUCCCUGAUGUUCUACGGCGUAAGAGACAGUUUUACUCGUACAUUUUUAAAAAUAAACACUUUUAAUGGAUGUAGCUAUUCAUCAUCACCCAUGAGAGGAAGAGUAUUAGUGUCAAGUUUUUGUAGCAGAAUCUCAUGAAUCUUCCUAGUUUUCCCAGCUUCUGCUUAGCAUCACUGUUGUCAUUCAAUCAUGGCUUCAUGUAUAUCUGAGUUUGAUGAUGAAAUGUUGUACAAACCUUCUUUAUGCAUGCCUGUGUGGAAUGGGGAACUUUGAGGAAAAAUGUGGAAUAGUUUCAAAGAUUCUGUUCUCGCUUUUUUACAAAUAUUUUUUUCCAUUGAGUUAAUCACAUACAAUAAUUAAUGUGAAAAAAAAAAAAAAGAAAAGAAAAGAAAAAAUAGUUAAAAUAGCACUGUAAAUAAAGUGCACAGAGCCUGUUGUACAUUCUAAUCAAGCACAUCGUCAUGAAGGCAGUGUGUAUUGUUACAAGCACUGGGAGGAGUAGUGUAGUGGUAUGACUUCUUGAGAAUAGAAACCGUGAUUAGACUCAUCUUUCUAUUGUCCCAGAAGCAUGGUUUGAGUGUGGUCAGGGACUGACCAUCAGUCGGAUGUUCUCAUUAUGCAGAUGCCGCCACCACACUUACACUGGGACUGUUUCUAUUAUUUCAAAGACUUUUAUCACGUCGGCCAUUUUUUAAAAAUGGUCUACUUUUUUAUGGAAACCUGACAUGAUCUAUUAUUGGUAAAUGAAUGACUGUCAAUCGAUGGACGUGUCGUGUCCUAAGUAUAUUUGCUGUGCAUAUUAAUGAUUGAAGUUCUGUCAGUUUUCUUUUAUCAACUUCCCACUUGUUUGGUAUGGGGCAGUGGUCUAGUCAUGUGAUCAUGCCCUUCGUUGUUUACAAAUGUUGGUAGAGAGAGAGAGGGGCUGUGUAUUGUUUAAAUCAUUUCCAUGAAAAUUGUGUUGUGCUUGUGUUGAGGAUAGAUGUUUCAUCCCUUUACACAAAACAUUUUUUGUUUUUUUCAUUUAAUGAUUCUUUGUGACUAUGAAUAUUCUUGCCCUGUAGACUUUUCAUGAGGUAUGCUUCCCAUUAGCUCCCCACGUCCACUGUAUUUUGAGUUCUGAAUCACUGGAGGAUAACAUUCCCUGAAACAUGAGGAGAGAAAAUAAACAUCACAAAACGGCAGUUUUCUGUAACAGCGCAUUUCUUAUGGAAUAUUGCGUUUGAUGGGCAAUUAAGUAAUAUUUUCAACAACUCUGCAGUGGUGUAAGAAACAAGAGGACCAAUCAUUUCUAGAUCAUGUUUGCAUCACGUAAUCCACCUGCAGUCUUGACCAACAGACCUGACCAAAGAAACAAACCCAGUGGCAAGCUGACAUUAAACUCUGGGUAGAGUUCUGGAGAAGAUUCUUGCUAAUUUAAUUUAGGGGAAUGUAUUGAGGGUCUGUGUCAUGUUGAAAGCAGUGAUGGCUCUAUGCAAGACUUACACUAACAUUUUCACACAUUGUACAUGUCAUCCAAUGGUUUGAUCCUCCUCACGCUGUUCUCAUUGUGUGUUCAUUGGUCUCAAGGGAACUUUCCUUUUACCUAUACAGUCAGGCAUCCACACUUAGGUUAAUUUUUUUUAAGGUUUGUGAGAACUAGUGGUCAGUUUCAAAUCAUACCAUUUUUCUUUUUUUUUAAUUUAGAAUUUUUACGUAUGGCUAUAAUCACACGAUUAAGUGUUCAUUCUCCUGUAACAUUAAUCACCAAUUCAAGGAAAUGAAUGUCGAUGCAUUUUUUAAAAUAAUUUUUUUUAAUGACAUGAAAGAGGAAGUUCAUUUCAGUGAAUUAUUUUUUAUCCGUCUGUCCCUUUGUGAUUGUAAGCUUCAAGACAGCAAUUAAAAACUACAAUUUGAUGGACAUGAAAAUAUGUAUGAACAUGUGAAAUAAGUAUUUUUUUUGUGCUAGAUGUUAACUGUAUCGUAUAUAAUUCUUUCUUGAUGUUACGUGUACAUCUCCAAAGUUUUAUUACUUUGCCUCAUUUGAUUUUUAACUACAACUCUUUGGCUCUUGAAAUCAAAUUUUGUCCUAGUUGUUAUGUUAUAGGAAGUAUUUAACUCUUGUUAUAUAUAUAUAACAGUAUAUCUACCAUUGCAAAAGAUUUUUAUGAAAGUUUCUAUUAUUUUAUCUUUUGAAACUGAUGAGUUAAUAAAAAAAAAAUUAUGAGUUUUUAUUCAUUUUGUCAUCAGUAAUGUUGACUAAUUAAUACAAUUAGUAUCUGGUGGAUAAAAUCAAAGUAAGAAAAGCUCAUUUCAAACAGGCAACUGAGAAAACUUCAUAUUACAGAAAACAUUUUAGUCUGCACUAACAAGUUCCUUUGUUAUGUCAUGGAGAAUAAGCACUUGUAAAUAAUUCAUAACUUUUUUUUUUUUUUUGCUUUGUGUAUGUUUGUGGCUUUUAAAUAUUUUUUUUUAACCAAAAUAACUGGAACCAUUGUUAGAACUGUGUUCUUGUCAGUUUUUUUUAUAAAGUAGUUUAUUUUAACACUUCCUUUAGUUUGGACUUAGAUUAAGCCCAAUGUGACCACCAUCUUUCUGUUCUAAAUCAAUCCAUGCAGUGCAGUCUAGCACUCUACACUCUAGGCAGUCCUUUUUUUUUUAAAGAUUUUUAUUCAAAUGAACUUUCAACAAUAAAUAGUAAUAGUACAUUUUCUAACUCUGCACCUGAUAAGAUUCAUCACCAGUACUUAAAGUUUAAGCUCUGGAAUCUUAAAAUGUUGGAUUGUGUUUUUUCUAAUAGCUAUCUAUUUAAGAUGAUGAUUUGAAAAGGCAAGUCUAUGAUUAAACUGGGGGUGUUGAUUGGCUGACAAUUGUUCUCUCAUUUGAAGGAAAGCCUCUUUAUUGGACAGACCUGGAGAAUUUCUCAAUAACCAAGAUUUAUUCUUUCAACUUAUUUAUUUUAUAGUGCAACUUUUGUGCAAUCAUUCAAGAGAAAACAAUAGAAAAUGUACUGUUUUCAAAAAUUUCGUGGGGAAAAAUGUGACAUCACCAUUAUGUUGCUUUUAAUUUAGUUCCACUUCAUAAAAAUGGCUAACUUUUGUUGCCUUUUGGGAUUUUGAUUAGAGAGAAAGUUGCUGGUUUGCCUAGCAGUAGUGACUAGUCUCUCUUGAGCUGAUCUAUCUUCCCUCUUUCGUCUCCCAGUCUAUUUAUAUUGGGUGCACACAGGUUUUGUAUUUGCUUAAAUAAAAUGAAUAAAAGUGAUACAUAUUG